AAGACGAGAGAGAGCGGCGGGGAGAGCGCGCGCUCGCUCGCGCCUGCCCAUGCCCGGAUUAUUAUUUUGGUGCUCCUCUUUGAUCCAUUCAGAAAUUCCUGAUUGCGAAAGGAAAACAAAAGGGGAGGGGGCCAGCCUCUUCCGGAAGGCGGCAGAGGCCGCGCGCCGAUUGGAUGGCUCUCGUUUGGGGCGCACGUGCGGCCGAGGGGAGGGGCGGGCAGGGCGGGAGGCGUCAGCGGCCCGCAGCACCUUUGCAAAAGCAGCCGGAGCGGCGAGAGGCGGCCGAGUGACUUCGGGAAGAAAGCUCGCCGGCGACCCAGGAAGUCGCCGCCGCCGCCGCCGCCGCCCCGGGAGCCGAGAAGCCUUUUCUUUUACGCGCAGCGCCAGGCGCGCCACUCCUCGCGUGGAGCCUCUUUGAGGAGGAGCUGCUGCCGCUGCUGCUAUUGCAGCUGAAUCCACCAGUCCGCCUGCCCUGUGUGUGUUCGCGAUGGCCGGAUGAUCGCUCGGCACCAGCCCGCCACGCCGCGCACCAUGGCCGCGAAGGAAGACCUGUACAGCAAAGUCACCCCCCGGAGGAACAGGCAGCCGCGCACGGGGACCAUCAAGCACGGCUCUUCCCUGGAUAUCCUCCUCUCCAUGGGUUUCCCCAAAGCCAGAGCGUGAGUUAGGCCGGAAUAAUAAUAAUUUAAAAAACCAGCGGCGGGUGGGUUGGAGGGGGCGCCACACGGUACCACCCCAUUAUUUAUUGUUUUAAGAAAAAAAUCCCGAUCUGUUGUUUUGUGCGUCUGGGGGAAAGAGUGGUUGAGUCAUCCCUUUUCCUCCGAGAGAACCGAGAAGGCGGAGCCACGCUAAUUAAUUAAUUAAUGGAUUGAUUGGUUUCCAAAAUCGGAUCUGCAGUUCCACCCGGAGAGGAAUGCAGAGGAAAAGAGGAGGAGGAGGAGGAUGAAUGGCAGCGAUUUGGCAGCCUGUGUGGUUUGUUGCCCCAGCGUGUGCACCGAUGCGAUGGCGGGAGAAGCGAGGCCGCUCCGGGACGGCGUGUCCGCGCUGCCGCGCGUGCAGGAGCGCCGCUGACAUCUUGCCGGAGCUGUCCUGUGGGACGCGCGUCCAGGGGGUUUAAAGCGGUGCUGCGCGCUCUCUCUCGCGCGCGUUUGCAUUUGUGCAUCGGGCUCCUAGAUCCUGCUCUGCAGCGAGUAGGCAGAGAGGCCGAUCUGCCUGGCGCGCGCACCCUCGCAUACAGACACGCAUACACACGCACUGCAGUGUCAUGUGUAUUUAUUGGUGGGGCGGGUGUGGGGAGAUAGACGGCACGUUUCUUCCGAAGGCGCUAGCCAGCAGCUUCAGCGGCGAUGCAGACGGUGGCGAGAGUGCUGCCUCCUCCCUCCUCUCCCGGUUUAAAGGAGGAACGGAAUCGCCCAGCGGAGGCUUGAGUCCCUGCCUUCCUCUUAUUUUUCUGGUGGAGCCCUUGGCUUUUAAAUAGCAGCUUGUGAAGGCUGCUAAUUCCAGGAAGGUGGCCGCAUCCAGCCUCCUCCUUGCAAGGCCUCCUUGUAGUAAAGCCAUUGUUCUCCAGGGUAUCUGGCAGAGCUUGGUAUCUGGGAAGCAGGCAGAUAGGGCAUCUUCCAGACUCUGGCUUCUUCAUCUUCUCAGGAAUGGAGGAGAGAGUCCCAGCAGGAAUAUAGGAAGCUUUCUUUAUGAACACAGUUGGACCCACUGAUUCACCACUUUCAGGACCGAGGACCUUGGGCAACUGCCACCGGUCUCAGGCCAUCACAAGGGUGUCUCUUAGUUCUGAUGCUGAGCAUUGGCACUGGGCCCUUCUGUGUUCAAUGCAGAUGCUCUCCCACUGAGAGCUGCAGGCUGUUCUUGGAGAGAGCAGGCCCAUGACUCUGGUGGAUGCUGCCUGGCUAGCAGAUGUUGCCCCCUACCCAUAUCCAGAAAAUGAUCAUUGGUGGGGAGAGAUAUCUAUCCAGACAGUCCACAAAGGAAGCUGCCUGGUACCCAGGUCAGAGCACAGAUCGUAUCAUCCUUGCCUUUGGCUUUGAGGCCUGGGGCUGUUGGCAGUUGGAGUCCAACAACACACAGAUGGAGGGCACCAUGUCUGCCACCCCAGUAGACCAUGCUGUCAUCACUGCACUGCAGAAUGUUGGACUAGACAACCCUUCUCCCUCUAGAAUUCUGUGAUUCUUUCCUAAGCUAAGUAGACCAAUGCUCUGACUUGGUACAAGGCAUAAGAAUGUAAUGAGAGCCUGCUGGAUCAGGCCAGUAGCCUAUCUAGUCCAGCAUCAUCUUCUCACAGGGGGCAGUCAGAUGCCCAAAUGUGAGGGCAACAUCCCUCUGAGAUUCCCAGCAACUGGUAUUCAGUAGCAUACUUCCUCUGGCAGUUGAGGUAAAACACAGCCAUUGUGGCUACUAGUGGCAGCUUCCUACAUGGAUGUUGGCUACAACUAUGUAAUAAUCCAGCACCUUUAGCCAGCAGACGGACACACAGAAAUGCAAGCAGUUAAAGCUUUUUGCAACACUUGCCUGCGUAUCAAUCAAAGCUUUGCUUUGCUAUUUGCAUGCUAGGGCUGCUGUUGAAAGCACAGGAGCACAGCAAAAAGCAUUCUUAAAGAAAUGACCAACUUACUGGCCUUGAAAUCAUUAUCACAUGUGCUGUUGUUCCAGUGACUUUAAUAACUGGGGAAGCAAUGAGUGUCAUGUGUGUUGGAAGUUCAAACUAGAUUAUUCAGAAACAUAAAGCUUUGUAAUCCUAGAGCUUGUGCUUGCCUUAAGCAAUCUCUCUCUCUCUCUCUCUCCAUAUAUGUGUUGGACCGUAUGUCUAAUAUGCAGGAUUAUUAGAUAUAGGAUGAAAUUGAACUAGGAAGGGGUUGGGCCAGGUCAGUCAUGGCAGUUUUGAUCUGCUUAGCUUUUCCUUCUAUAGUCAAUCUAUCAUUGAACUAACGUACACACAGGCUUCACUUUUUCUAACCAGCAUAUUAAAUGUGGGUCUAUUUCUAAAUCAUCAAUGGAACACCACGGCUCAGUGCAGGCUUGGAUUUCCCCCCCUCAAGUGCUAUCAUUUUUUCCCCAGACUCAGCCCUAUGGAAGGCAUAACAAAAUAUCAAGCAUCUCUCAGCACUUGGCUAGUUUUGUUGCAGCCAAAAUUUCUUCUUCCCUGGCCCCUGGCUAUGCAGCACUAUUGAAUGGCCUUUGGAUGGGGCCGUGGGAGGGGGAAUGGUGUUGCAUUGCUGGAUAUUUAAAAGAUUCUGCACCUCUUACAUAAAUGAAAAAGUGUGAUGUUCCCAUAUACUAUAUUUUAUAUGCAUAGGUGUCUUUAGAAUUUGAAUGUCACAGGACAGAUGAUUUCCCAUCCAAAUAAUCUCAAAUCAAUGCAUUUGCAAAUUGCCCCCACCCCCAGAUCACUCCAAACCAGUUCCUCUUCAGUUCACUUUACCCCUGAUUCAUUUCCCAACAGAUGAUAUAGCUGUUCAAUUCCUCUUUAAUUACACCCUCGUUCAUUACCCCCUCAAAUCAUCUCUAGAUAAGGUCAUUUUAUAGUAAUUGAUUUUCAUAAAGUAAUGUCCCAAUCACACCCACCCACUCUCUAAAUUCAAUACCGCCUGAAUUCAUUACCUACCCAGAGAUACCGGGGGAAAGGUUCAGAGUCUGUGGCCCAUGGACACCCCUCACCCCAGCAACACCCCCUCCUUUGUACCCCCAUGGUUGUGAGGUGUGCUUCAGCAACCUCACCCCACCCACUGCCCUACUUCCUUAUCUUUAUGUAUGUCAAUGAUGAAGAGCCAGAUAUAGAUGCUGAGAUCUACUGCUGAAAUGCAGCACUUGCAAAUUGCUUUGGCUGAGAAAGGAAGGACUAUGGGCUCGCUCAGAUGGGAAUACACUGGCCUGCCAUUGCUCACUGCAGAGAUGUGGGAUUACAAUUUGCAUGGCUGGUACUUAUCCAUAUUUGAACACCCUGGCUAUAUCUGGAUUCAAAUUUCAACUGAGAGUGCACAGCUAUAUCUGCUUCUAUGCCUUGGUGUUUGAAGAUCUGAAACGGAAGCCAAUUGGGUUGUCACAACUACAAAUAAGGUGUUUGGAGCAAGUGUCCUGUCUCUCACCUUAAAAUACUGCUUUUCACAAUAGGAGGUGUUCCAAUGAGGUCACAUUGGGGAAGAAGUUAAUUAAUGUGCUGAUGAGACUGCAGAAAGCUAAUGAAGCAAAGGCAUUUAUAAUUAGAAGCCAAAUGUGAGUUGCUUUUUUGCAGGAGGGGACAGCCAAGGAGAUUUAGCCGGCCUCCAAACAUCCCCAGGUUAAGGGAGGCUCGUUUCCCUACCCAGAUGCUAUCUGGAUAUGAACAAUUAAAGUAAACUGCAAUAUGCUUUUCCUAGAGCUGGUCUAUAUGGAGAGAACAAUUAGAUGUAAUAUUUUUUCUCAGCUUGUUGGGUUCAGAGAGGAUCACCUCUGUGUACCCAAGCAAGGUUUCCCAAUCCUCCCUGCACCCUCCAGACAUUGUCACAGAGGUGUGCAAGUGUCUUGCACCUCAGUCUGUUGUGGUGCUGCUGUUGUGUGCUUGUGAAAGAGGUAUGGCCCUAUGACUUUAUAGAGGACUCUUUUUUUAAAAAAAAUUGUAGCAUCUCUUACGGUUGUGAAUUCCAGCUCCUCCUUUCCCGCCCGUAAUCAAAAGUUGAAUCCCAUCGCACUUCAGUGCCUCUUGCAUGGAACCAAGACUGUGUGUACUACGCUGAGCUCCAUGGCAACCCAAAGCCUAUUGUGGGGGGGACGGGACACUCAGUUUUUGUGACUUGCAUAACUUAAGCAUGCUUCUUACAUGAUUAUGGUUUUGCUAGCUGGGAGAGGGAGAGGGGAAGGGCACGAAGGUGCUUCCAUAACUUCUGCAAAUCUCAUUCAGCCUACCCUUUUUGACUACUGAUCUCAGCCGAUGUUUCCCAUGGGUUUUGAGGCAUAUCUUCAACCGACCAGCAUGAGCAGAAUGCUCUCACUAGCAGAGACACAACACCCGCAGGUAGAAUAUUCACAUUGUCUUCCAUCAUCCCCAAAUGCAAUGCUUUGCAAUGGAGCCAGUAUCAAUAGCUUCAUCACAGUGAUUUAUGUUCCAUCUUCAGUAAAUGUUAAUUUCCCAGGCUUUCAGGUGGGGAAACUGCAGUUGUGGGCAUUUGGGUGGCCACUAUGAAAGCCAGGUACUGGUCCAGAUGGGCGUUGGGGCUGAUCCAACUGCAGGGCUUCUCUUACAUUCUCGGUGCUCACUUGUUGGUUGUGGAAAGUGGAGAAAUCACGCAAUGUGUAUAAAUGUGUGAACCAGGCCUCUGUUAAAGGGGUUUGGCUCGGUCUUGAAUGUUCCAGGCUAUUCAAUGAUCCCAGGAUGCUUUUUCCUAUCCUUGUUGUUUGGCUGCCUUGAUUGGGUUAUUUCGAGCUCCUAUGCCAUGUUCUCUGUCUAUAUCACACUAUGAUCUGGUCUAGGUAAGCUGAUACGUGGUGGGACUUGUGGGGUGAAACGUAGGGUUUCCAGGAACCCUUGCUUUUGUGUACAGAUCCAUCCAUCUGGCAAGUCAGAGUACUGCAGGUCAGAGCAGUGAUGUAAUCGCAAGCACUGGAUUGGCCUUGCCCACCUAGACUGGCCACUGGGGCCUCCUAUGUAAUUUUAUUGUUAUUUAUUUAUAUUUUAUAACUCGCCCUUACUCCCAAAGGGAGCCUAGAAUGACUUGCAUGAAUCAUCUUUUUAUAUAGAGCUGCAUUGCAACAUACUACAGACAGAAGGUCAAAUCCAGAAGUGUAAGAAGUCCUAAAACUCUUGGCCAAGCGCCUGGAUAAAUAAAUUUUGCAGUCAUUGUGUGCUUACUGGUUGUAGGUGAAAAGGUAGGCUGCUUGAUUUCCCUCUGGAGGGUAUGCCAUAACCAAGGUGCUGCCACCAAGAAGUCCCUGUUCUUCAUACUAGUCCUACAGAUGGAACUACCAUCAGGACCUUCCAAAUGACAGGUCGAAAGAUACAGGUGGAGGUGCUCCUUUUAGCCCUUGACUCCCAAGCCAUUUAGGGCUUUGUACAGUAGCAUUAACUCAGGAGGCCACCAGCCUUUUGUAGGCCUAUGGGCACAUUUGGAUUUUUGAGCAAGGGUUGUUCUUUCCACAUUCCUCUGGCUUCCUCCUCCCACAGAUCAGUCCCUGUCUACCACAAGACACAGAAGUGUGCACACACACAUAUCAGUUUUCUCAAGUGAUUGGGGAUGGGGUGGGAAUUGGAGCCAGUACAAUUUAAUUUGAGCCUUGAAAAGCACACUGAGCUGACAGAGGAAGUGGGAAAGAGUGUCAUCCUGCCCAGGGACCCUCGGCUGAAGGGCGGGUUAUAAAUACUAUUAAUUAACUAACUAAUAACUUCCUCCUUUAGCGAUAUGCACUUCUCAAGGGAUGAGAAAGGUAGCUACGUUCACUAAUUUGUGGCCAAAAAGGCAGUGAGUAAGUGGCAGUGGGUGGGGUUCACAGGCGCUAGGGAAAUACUCAAGGGCAACAUUACACCCAUGGGUGCCGUGUUGCCAACCCCUCUGCUAAUGCCUGAAUUGGGCCUGGUAGCUCAUGGGCAGGCGGUGCAUUCGUCCAAAGGUGAUUUGAUCUCCUUUUACUGCUCCACAUAAUAACUGGACAGCAGUGACCUAGACCAGAAAGGCUGUUUAAAAAAAAGCAUCCUGUUUGGGCUUUUUGCCUGGACACAAUUCUACCUGGAUCAGGUAUGCUGUGAUGUGUUCAUCACUCCAUUCCUUGGCCCUGAUCUCCCGCCUCCCCUGAAAUGAUAACCGGCUGCUCAGUCUUACGGUAGUCCUGUGUCAGAGCUGGGCUUGGAUCCAGUGGCUUUUAACUUCCUUCCACCUCCAUGGUUUAAAGUUCUGAAUUUCUCCAGAGCUGUCUUUAAUUCCUCAUUCACCUCUAAGCUUUGACUCUCUCACCACCUCUGUGUAAUUCUGAAAAAAGACUUUCUAUUGAUCUCCCACUUCUAUGCCAGCAAGAGUCUGGCUUGUACUCAGCUAUGAAGUUUCACUCAUUUUAAGAUCUUCUGUGUGUGUGUUUUUAAAAAAAGAAGCAAGGGGUAGUUUGUUUGUGGUGGUGGUAAGAAAGUCUCACAGGCUAGUCCUCUGAGGACCACUUGGCUGCCAUCGUGGAAUUGCCCAGAGGUGGCACCACUGAAGUCCAGCACCAGUGCCCCAAAUAAUCUCUGCAGACCUCAUGCAAGAUGAGGACCUAAUCUGAUGACUGGUCAGUACUCUAUGACAGGGAUCAGAAACCUAUGACCCUUUGGAUGUUACUGGACUAUGUGACCGGCCUGUCCAUGAGGCAGACUGAGGUAGCUGCCUCAGGCAGCAAAAUCCAAGUGGCCCUUCUGUGGGCAAGUCACACCGCUGCCAGAGAGCAGAGGGGUUUCUUCCAUUUUCCUCCUAGGUCUUCAGCACAUGUUGACCAUAUUCCAUUUCCUCCUGCCACCGUGAGGACUAGGACCUUACAACUAUUUCAUUUUUUAAAAAGUAAUGUGCCUUAACUUUUUUUUUCUUUUAAAAAGAACCUUAUGAGCCAUCCAGAAAUAUCAUGGGCAAGAGAAUGGGCUUGUGUUGCCCUAGUGCUGGCAGAGAAAAAGGUUGCUGAGAGGGGCUUUUAGCUCUACUACUGGACCUGGAUUGUGCGUUUUGAGUUCCACCAAUUUGCCUUUUUGCCUCUGUUUCAGCAGAUGAGUAAAUGUAGAAUAUCUGGGAAUCUAUGAGAGUACAGAUGAAGUAACCUUGGACUAGAUCCUUGGGGUUCCCUUCCAACUCUGCAAUUCUGUGAUUCCACCCAAGCAUUUGAUGGCUGCAAAAUACUGCCCCAGUGACCUUGACACUUAUUAACUUUAAGAGUUUGUGAUUGUUUUUAAGGGUUGUACCCAGCUAAGUUCUAUUUUUCAGACCUAUUUAAAUUAAUGGACCUAGGUUAGUCAUCUCCAUUAAUGUCAACGGGUCUACUCUUAAGUAGGAGUAGGAUUGACUACACCCCUAAUUGGUUUAAGUACGUUUUUAUUUUUAAUUGUAUUGUUUUAUCCCUGAGGUGCCUGCAGCCCUGUACUACUUUUGGGAGGAAGGGAGGGAUUCAAGUUUCAUGAAUCAUCGUCAUCAUCAAGGUAUUGGUGUGCCAAACAUCGGCAGUUGCUUGUUCUGCAAAAUCCACAAACCGACAGAAGCCUUGAAGGCAACAGGGCGCCUUUUCUUCCUCAGUAAGAAAAUGUUGAGAAUGUCUGGCGUGAAAGGAGAAAGCGGGCAGCUGGGUGGGAGGCCAAACAUGCCUUUUGUCAGGUGUUCUCCUAGGAGAUUGGGGUGAUCUUGGGAGGAAUAGACACAAACACAAAGUCCUGUUGUUUUGCAAAAGCCUCCGGAGCCUUCUGCAAACAAGACGGCCGAAAUUAAACUUAGCAUUAAAGAGGAAUUGGGCUUGGGGGUCUAGAAUGGCUCUCUGUGUCAUUUAUUAUCCAAAGACAAGUGACUCAUAUUUGGUCUCCUAAGUAGCUUGCAAUAAAUAUUUGAGAGACUGCGCUCCUUGUUUCUUUAAAAACAAAACAAAAGAAAAACAAAUCUGUCCCCCUCUGCGAGCUCUCUUGGUUUUCUGUUUUAAAGUAUCUUCCCCACAUGCGCGCACACUCUCUCCUCUGUUCUACAAUUAAGAACAAUCAUGUGUAAAAAUGUGUGAACUUGAAAUAGCAACUUGAACUGCUGCCAUUGCAAUCCUGUGCACUCUUUGCAGUGCAACUUACUCCAAAAUAAAGUCACACAAGGCGUAGGCCCCUCUGAUUCAGAUCAGAACUGUGGUGGGGUCACAAUUUUAAUCCUGUUCACCCUUUUCCUCAAAGGAAGAACUAAUGACAUUAUUAAAAGUGGCCUUUAUUCAAGUUGUUCUUCUUAGCCUUGAUACCUUACCUGCAGAAUGGGGGUAAUAAUGCUGUCCUCCUUUACAGCGCUGGCAUACGCAAAAGAGCCAAGUGCUUUGAACAUUAGAAACACGUAUAAUUAUUGUGAUUUAUAUUGCUUUGUACACCUGAAAGAACUUUCUCAGUUAACUCAGUAGGAAAUUCUUUUUAGGACCGGGUUGCAAAAGGAGUUGUAAAUGUCACUCUGCCACUUUUCCUGCCCACUCCUUAAGCAAGGCUGUCGGGUCUGUUUUGUUGCAAAAGCAGCCUUUUCCCUUUUGCCCAUCACUUCUAGACUGGCAUCAUUACCUGUCUGGUUGCUGUAGGUACUGGCCUGGAGAGCAGGAUCUGAGAUCAGCUUUUUUCUCUAUCCCUCUUCUGUGGCAGUGGCUGAGGAGUGCUGCGCAUCUGGUUUGGAAAUGAGCCCAAAGAGGGGGAGAGCUGAAGGGCUGGGAGAAUCAAAUGUUGCAAUCGAACAAAGAUUCAGCAAUUGCAAUAGCAGCUGUAUGGGGAAGAAAACACUGGCAAGGGAAGUUACCAUUUGGAGUCAUUCAUUUGGGGGCUGAGAAGGUGUCGUUCCACAUAAGGAACUGUAAUUGACCCAUCCUCCGGAAAUUAGCUGUCUUUCAAAUGUUCUUAAUAGGAAGGCAUGAAACACACACGCUCACUGUGUGUCACAUACAUUAUGUCAACCUAGACAUUUUUUUACAACUGCUCUUUUAGUCUAGAGACGACUCUCUGCCUGCAUAGGACUUUCUGGAUGCUUCAGGGACCACUUUCUGCAUUUGGCUAGGCUGCCAUGUGACCCCCAUCUGAGCACCCUCAAGGGACAGAGGAGGCAGCCUUGCAAUGGGGGAAGGGGCUUUGUAGGUCACCUGGAACAAGCUUCUGCUUGAGAUGGCAAACCCAGAGAUGGAACAACCUCAGCAGACAGCUGCCUGCUUUCCUCUCUGAAGCCAUCCAGCAAAAGCAAAUUCACCCCCAUCCAUUGUUCCAUCCAUUGUCAAAAAGUUCCUUUUAAAAGUUUGUCCUAAUGUGCAACCAAGAUCUACCCUAUGAAAUCUAGUCUUGCCCUCUAUGCAAGGACGUAAAGAAGAGCCUACCAGAUUGGUCCAAGGGAUCCUGUUCUCACAGUGGUGGACCAGAUGCCUGCAGAAAGUCUGAAGGCAAGGUCUGAGUCCCUUCCCAUCUGUGAUUCCCAGCAACUUGCAUUCAGCAGCAUUCUGCCUCUUGGCUAUGGAGGAAGAGCGUGGCCAUUGUGGCUGGUAGCCACUGAUAGCUUUCUCCACCAUGAAUUUGCUUAACAAUUUGUUGCUUGGCUGAUUAAAGGAAGGGGGGCGUGGUUGUGGUUUAUAAAACCAUGCACAGUGUGGAGAUAGUGGUCCCUCAUUCAAAGAGUCUGGGCCACCCGGUGCAGCCAACUAGCAAAAGAUUCAGGACAGGCAAGAUAACGUAUUCUUCAUACAACACCUUAAUCUGUGGGACUCAUUGCCCCAAGCUGUGGUGAUGGAAACCAGCCAAGAUGGCUUUAAGAGACGCUAGGACAAAUUGGUGGUGGAAGACCAUGAGAGGUUUAGAUAGAUGGGACGACAGAUAGAUGGGACCUUCAGGUUCAGAGCCAAUGUGUUACUGACUGUCAUUUGCUGGAGCGCAACAAUGGGAGAGUUCUGUUGCGCUCAUGUUCUGGCUGUGGGUUUCCACAGAGGGAUUCUGAUGGCCACUGUGGGAAACCGGACCUUGGCCCAGAUGGGCCUUUGGUCUGAUGCAGCAGGGCUUUUCUCAUGUCCUGCAGGAACUGUAGACUUAGCCACACAGAUGAGAGAUACGGAUGCAUGAAAUGAAAACAUGAUACUCCAGCAAGACUGAGCAUUGCCCACUGUUUCUGUGCAGCGGCGAUGCCUGCUUUGCCUGUCUGAUAAGCCUUGCAUUUUUUUAUUUGGCAAGGAAGGAGACCCCCGCUGUAAUAAAAGGCCCAGCUGAAGAAUGUUUCAAGAGCGUGUGUGUUUUUCAUUGCGAGUUUUGUCCUUUGGCAUCACAUAGUCCUGAUUGGCAAAUGCCUGGUGGUUUGAGACCAGGGCUUGCGGCGUGCUCCUGUUGCUUCUCACACAGUGCCUGGUGUGCUGACACUGACAGGCUGACUUCCUGUCUGACAGUUUUUUUCCACUGACCUUCUAACGAGUGUCACAUCGCAUGAAUCUCCAAGAAACGUGGCCAGAUGUCUCCGAGUCGGAGAUUGUUAAAGGAUUCCUAGUCAGCUGCACAAGAGAUGGCAAUCUCUGUGUGAUUAUUUACCAGCAAAAGGGGCCCUUUGCUUUGUGAGUGGGGUGUGUUCAGGGGGCAGAGGUGGAUGACUUGGUCAGUUUUCAUUUCUCAUUUCUCAUUUUUGCAUUCUGAAGCUCAGCUCACCACAUUUUCAAAUCAACUUGCAAAUUCAUUUUAUUUAUUUUAGGUCCUCACAAAAAUUGGUCAGCAGUUCAUCUCUCCUAACAGACACACUCCUGUGUGUCAUUUUACCUAAAAAACGCAUUUUCCCAAGCAGACACAGCUGAAGUGUCUUCACCCCUUUGGCGAGUUACAUUGUGUUUCCCUUUGAAAUUAUAGUCAUUAUUUCUAAAUUUGCAUCUAUUACACAUAAAUUUCACAUAUACAAAUCUGGAUCCUCUUUUUCUUUUUCUGAAAAUGAUGAUGAUGCAUUUUCUCUUUUGGAACGGUACAUAAGGGGUGACCCUAAGUGGUAUUUAGUGAUUGAUACAACUGAAGGAAUGUGUGGGAAGGUUCUGGUUUUACAAGCCCAAUUUGUCUUACAACAUUGCAGGCUUGGGCUGACCUCUAAUGUGUGCUCCUGACCACAGAUUACAGGGUAAGGGAGUGUUUCCAAGAAUAUCUUGUGUAUUAGAGGGUGCUUCAUACCAGAAUGAUUUACAAAUUACAGACUCUGUGCGCAGUACAGCCACCUCUGGGAUGCAGAGUGACAUAGCAAGGGUAGAAGAAAAGGGUUGGCAGAGGAUGUUGCUACACCUCACAGGUCUUAGUCACAGCCUCUUUUCCGGGUUUGGCAGCCCAGGAUACAUCCAGGGGCACACACCCCUCCCCUCUAGCUCCCUUUGUCAGCGAUUCUCUAACUGCAUCAGGCCUUCUUAAUGCUCAGCAUGGAGUGGGAGGUUUGCUUCGGUUGACUUGCCAAACUUCAGGAAGGUACUCGAUGCACUCAUUACAAUAGUGUGUGGAUUUUUGUUUGCACAACAGAACUUCCCCUCUGCAUGCCUUGCACCCUUCCCAAGUCUGUUCUGGAGAAGCUGCCAAAACAGGUUUUAGGGGCAUGCAGGGGGAGGUUCUGUUGCUCAAGCACAAAUCCUUGAACUAAAGGAAUGUGCUCCUCAGCAUUGCAUUGGAUACACCCCUUAUUUUCCAGCGAAGAAGCCCCUUUGGGUAGCAGAAGGAGCUCGCAGCACAUCCAGGCUUUCUGGAUUUCAUUCAUGUGGGAGGAACUCAGUUUGGCUCACAUUUAAAGGCAAACCUACCUAAUUCACACUUUCCAAAACAAUACGCAACUUGAAACACAUCUUUUGAAAUUUGCACAUCUCCCGAAUUUUGCAGUGCAGUUCUCCAGUCAAGUAAUGAGCACAAAAAAGCAUCUGUUAGGGUAAAGUGUGCAUAAAAAUGCAUAUGUAAGUGAAAAUAACAAUAUCAAAGGCAUUGUAAUUAGGAAAAUAUGCUUUGCAAGAAAAGAUAUGCGUGUUAAUGGAAAUUGCCUACCAAAAAGAGUGUGUUAGGGAAAGUUUGCAUUAAAGUGCUGGUGAACUUUCAUGAGGACUUAAAAUAGAAAAGGAGACUAAUAUGGAAUGUGGCUGACUGAACUUAAGACUGGGGAAAAUGAGAAAUGGAGUGAAACUGAAAUUGACAGGUUCACCCAGCCCUUUUCACAAGUUAGGAGCAUGCCAGGUUUUGAAACUGACUGAUGACUUCCUUCUCUGUUGCUACCUCUGGGUUGCUCCUGAAAACUCACCCUCCUGAUCUCAUCCUCUGCAUUCCCACUUACAAUUCCAUCUAGUGCAUCUGACUACAGCGUUUGCUAGGGCUGGGUGAUACCUGGUUUUCAACAUCAUGUUAUAUCGCCAGUUAAACAUUGUGAUAUACUGAUAUAUCACAAUGUCUGAAAUAAGAUUGGAGCUAUGUAGAAGCAUUGGCUGGCUUCAAUGCCAGCCAAUAGUGGCACCCUCCCUGUGGAACGCCCUCCCACCAGAUGCCAAAGAGAACAACUACUACCAGACUUUUAGAAGACAUCUGAAGGCAGCCCUGUUUAGGGAAGCUUUUAAUGUUUAAUAGGUUAUUGUAUUUUAGUGUUUUGUUGGAAGCUUCCCAGAGUGGCUGGGGAAACCCAGCCAGAUGGGCGGGGUAUAAAUAAAUUAUUAUUAUUAUUAUUAUUAUUAAUGGUUUUUCCCUUCAUCGUGAUUUUUGCUGGUGCCUUCUAUUGUGAUUUGCUGCCCCUUGCAUGAGGCAGGCGAGAACUGAGCAGGCAAAGUUAUCAGGGGCUGCAGAAAUCGAGAGAGGCGUUGCCUGGCUUCACUGUUUUUCCCACAUUGUGAUUUUUGCAUAGCACACACACACCAUGAUUUGCAAUAUAUUGCCAGGUCAAAAAUUAGGAAACCAAUUUCACGGUAUGGACUUCAAACCAGUUUUGGCCGUUGUAUCACCCAGCCCUAGCAUUUGCUGAAAGUUCCUUUUCUGCACCUGGGCAUCCCAAUAAUCAAGCAGGUAGCCAGGCCCAUGAUGUAAAUAUCCACCCACUUCGUCCUGGACAAUACCCUGCCUUUUGCCCUGUGUCCUCUAAAAUGAAAACAUCAGUAGCAUUUCCUUGUUUCAUAAACAAUGAGAUGGAAGUGCUGUCCUUUGUGAAGCUGGAGGUCUUUUUGCAAGCAAGAGGCUACCAUUGUGAUAACUGAGAAUUUGUAAGAACUCAUAACAUUGUAAGUUGUGCUACUGGUCUGUUGUACCAAAGUGGACAACAGAGUCUUGUGGCAGCUUCAGCUUUUUGGGUUCUGCAAGCCUAUGUUGCUUUUGUGACAACUUGGUGGAGAAAACAGGUCCUUGAUCAGUGAUUUUGUUCCCUGAGCUCCGAAUUGCAGAUUGCAGGAGGCAUCUGCAGUUUGAAGUAAUAAAAAUGACCCGAAGUUCUACUGGAGUCCAGAAGUAGCAGUGAUUUUGUGUGUGUCUGUGGGGAGUGACGCGUUGCAUGGGCUAUUCACAUUGGAACAGAUAACGAAAAUUAGCAGCUUGUGCUGAAUAUUGUGCUUCUCGUGCAAUCUAUUUCCUUUAAAAUGGUUUUCUAAAAAAUGUUUGAGUGAUUGUUGUUGGGUUUUUCCUCCUGUAAAACUGGUUGAUUAGGUUACACGUAAUUGCAUUAGUAAAGGAAGAGGCAGCGAGCCAUUAAGACAGGUGAAGUAGACUUCUUAAGAGAGAGAAACCUUCCCAUCUCCAUUACCCUCCCUCCUGCAUCUAUCUCCCUGACCUCCAUUUGCUGCCUUUCUGCUCAUCCACAGGGAUCCUUGUCUUUAGUGAUCACCCCUAUUAAAUGCACAGGGAUGUAGCUAUGUGGUGAUGCUCACUCUGCCCAAAUUACCAUUAGUUAUCUCUCUUUGGUGUUUAGCAGCCAGAGGAAGAGGGAUUUUAGUGCUGAAGGAAGGUUCCUUGAUUUGGUUUCAUGCUGGUGGAUUGAUUGAAAUGUAAAUCCCACUUUUAGCCGUCUAGGUCUCAAAGCAGCUGGCAACAGUCAAAAGUCUAUGCUAUACAAAAUUUAGAAUCUAAAUGAAACCUCAGAAAUGUAAACAUAGAGCACCGGAACAUUUUCAAGGGAAGCAUUCGUGAUGCAAAAGUCCCCUGAAAUAAUACUGUUUUAAACCAGGCAUCUGAAAUUUAGCAGGGACAGUGCCUGUCUGACUUCUAUUGUUUGGGAGUUUGGCAGAGUUGGGCCCAAAGCACUGAAGACACAACUUCUCAUUGAUUAAUCUGAGUCAUGGCGGACCACUAACAGUGCUUCCCCAGAUGAUCUCAGUUAUUGACUGCAAUAUGGUGCAAAUGGUGUUUUAAGAAGAUAGGAAAAGCCCUGCUGGACCUAGAUGGAAAGGGUCCAUCUUCUCAUCUAGCAUUCCGCUUCCCAGCUGCCAAGCCAAAUGCUUCUGAGAGGCAAGGUUUGGAUGCCAUUGCCCUGCCUCAAAGUUGUUUCCUGAUGUUUUAUAUUUAGGGGUCCUACAUAUCUGCUGUGGCUAACAGCUGCUGAUGAGCAUCUCUGCCUCUUCCAUUGAUUUGCCCAGCCAUUGAGACUAGUUGCCAUCACCACAUCCUGUGACACUGGAUUCCAUCAGUUAGCACCGCCUUCACCCCCGCUGCAUUUUGAGCUUUACUCUCUCUCUCUCUCUCUCUCUCUGUGUGUGUGUGUGUUUCUAAAUGUUAAAAAAAAGUAUGUUUUUAUUUUGUUUGUAGCUUGUACACACAGCUUCAAGUGGUGUUCUGGCGGCAGAAAGGCAGGACGGCAAUGCUAAAUAAAUAAGUGUGAUUUAUUCAUUUAUCUCUGUAUCUCGGCAACUGCCCCAAAUUAUAUAACUCAUUUGCAGAAUCACAGAAGCUUGAAAGAAGCGUUUUAUUUUUAUCCUUGCAGGAUUAAUGUCGCCCUCUUUGUGCGUUGACAGAGGCCUUUGUGUGCAGGUGUUAACUUUUGAUGUUUUAUUGUAUUAUUAGAUUUCUGCGUUGCAUUGCCUAGAGGACUAGGUUUAUUAGGCAAUGAUUUGUUGUAAAUAAUACAGUUCCACCAUGCCGACUGUUCUGUGUACAGCCAUGGGCAGAGAGGUGCUAGAUCUUAGAUGCUGUACCUCUGAGUGAAUGUUGUCUGGCUGUGGACCAGGUUUGUCCCUUCUGCCCUUUCAUGGCUCUCUGGUCCAGAAGCAGCUUGCCAGCUGGGAUGGAGCCACUGUGCUGGCUUCCUGGCAGUUGGAUCACCAUUGUGUAUCAGGAGGGCACAGUAGUGUAGCGGCAAAUUCAGAAGUGCAGGGCCCCUUCAUGACAGUCGCAGCCACACACCCUCUCAGCCAUGCCCCCUUCUAAGUUUAUACCGCAUUCUAAUAAUGCAGUCAUUGUAUGAUUAUAUCAUCAUCACAACUGGGGAUGUAUUGCAAUGAUCUAUGCAGAUCUCCAUGUGUUGCCUUUCACCUGCUGUUUUCUGUGCACAUAGAUGGGCGGGUGUUUUGGAGUGUCCUGGUAUCAUCAUAGGUUAUGUUGUCUGUGCAGUGCUGUUGUAUGUAACAAAGCAUAUGCACCAUUCUCUUGAAACUGGAGCGUCUUGUGUUUUCAAUGUCUCCCGAAACUUAGCUUUGGAGAAUACAGGACAACUUGGUAUGCUUCCCAAGUGCCUUCUCCAGAGUGAUCCUCGUUGGCUGACUCGCCUCUUUUCACUCUGAUUGGCUGCUGUCAGCAGAAAAAGGUGAAAAUACUUCUUUGCAGUGGUUCAAAAGCUCUUCUUUCCUGCUGAUUGGGCAACUCUAGGAUGCUGGAGAGAGACACCUUGCUGCCAAAACCGGUCUCCAACCCCAAACUUACGCACCACUGGGGAAAGACGAGGUGGCAUGGAGGUUGUUGUGGAGCCAGUUUGGCACUCCUGCCAGUGCAUUUGAACUUCAUCGACCUCCCUGCUGUCUCACCCCUCCUCAUCUCCCUCCCACUAAGGAAGAGGGAUCUGCCUUCCAGGAAGCUAGUACAGAGUCCCCACCCAGUGAGCUGCUUCUGAUGGGGCCCUAGCACAAAUGCAACCCAACUCUAUGUAUUCCAGUGCAUGAUUCCAUGUUUCCCCCCAUCAGCCUGCCUUGUGGGUAGGGGGGGAAUGUGACGUCAAAGGAAGUGUGUCUGAAAUCCACUAAUGGUGGGCAGAAUCUCCUCUACAGGGCUUUGAGAAAUAUCUCAAGGCAUUGCACAUUUCAAGUAGUACUUUCUGUGAUAGCUCCCUGUCUGAGGAAUAUUCUCCCACUGGGCACCAACUUUGGCAGUAUCCUACCACUUUAAGCAGUCAUGGCUUCCCCCAAAGAAUCCUGGGAACUGGAGUUUAUUAAUGCAGGUAACAGCUGUUACUGCUUUAAUGUACAGUGUGGAGGAGGCUUUGUCAUCACUACGGUGUCAGGCAGCCCCAGACAUUUGUUUUCUGGGCAUGCUUUUAUUCUAACUAUGUUUAUGUAUUUUUAAUUGCACUUUAUUCUCAUUAUAAAUUGCUUUUUGUGAGAAACAAUGCAUAAAUUCAAUGGGCCUAACUUAACCUGCCAGCUUCCAGCUGCAUGCUUCCUUGUCCAUGUGAUGAGAGACCAUUUUACUCACUGGCUUCCCCCACUUGGCCUGAGAAACCAUGAUGGAGAGUCCUCUAGAUUCCUCUCAUCAUCCCUGGCUAUGGGCCUUGCUGGCCAGGACUGAUGGAAGUUGGGAGUCCCACAACAUUUGGAGGGUCACUGCUCGCACCCCAGCAAAAGGGAGUUGCCACUGAGCAGAUGAUUGCUACUGUAAAUAAUACAGCAAACAAAUAACAGAAAUUGGGGAGAUUUUUCUAAAGAACGGGAUGCAGGGUGCAUACCAAAGCAGUCCCUUGUCGAGCAAAAACGAGGGGAGGAAACGAAAGGAAAGAGUCUUGAAUCCACCAGAGAUCCAAAUUUAGCCUCUCAUACAAUGGAUGUGAGCAGGCCAGCGGAAACUGUGAUGGACCUUGGCUGGUUUGUCAGUAUAGAUUUGAAAACAGCAAAUUCUUACUGAAGGUCAUUUGCUAAGGUCCAUCAUUGCUGACUCUUGUGACUUUUGGAAAAUUGAUAGUGCAGCAUUCAUUUUUCAUUAUCAUCACAAGCAGUUCAUUAGCUGCCAGCUCUUUUACUAAGGUUUGUUUGUUUGUUUAUUAUUAUUAUUAUUAUUAUUAUUAUUAUUAUAUUUUUAUUUCAGAACAGUGUGGAAUGGAAUAUACACAUUUUCUCUUAAAUGAUUUAAGUUCAUAGGGGAGCAGCUAUUGCCAUCUCUUUGUCCCAAUAGGCCUGGUUGGCACAUAACGCUGUCCAAGAUAAUUUAGAUCUGCAUAAAUGUUCAAAGAGGAGAAACCAAAAUGAUCAAAGAAAUGGAGUGGCUCCCCUAUGAGGAAAGGUUGCAGCAUUUGGGACUUCUUAGUUCAGAGAAAAGGCAAAGAAAAUGUGACACAAUAGAAGUUUAUAUAUAAAAAAAUAAGUUUGGCAUGGUGAAAGUGGAUCUAGAGAAGUUUAUCUCCCUCUCUCACAACACAGGAAGCCCAUGGACAUCCAAUGAAGCAAAAUGUUGAAAGGUUUGGGACAGAUACAAGAAAGUAGUUGAAGGAAUGUCUUCACCUCCAUUGUUCUGCCCGGACACUGAGGUCCAGCGCCGAGGGCCUUCUGGUGGUUCCCUCGCUGUGAGAAGCCAAGUUACAGGGAACCAGGCAGAGGGCCUUCUCAGUAGUGGCACCCGCCCUGUGGAACGCCCUCCCACCAGAUGUCAAAGAGAAAAACAACUACCACACUUUUAGAAGACAUAUGAAGGCAGCCCUGUUUAGGGAAGCUUUUAAUGUUUAAUAGACGAUUGUAUUUUAAUAUUCUGUUGAAAGCUGCCCAGAGUGGCUGGGGAAAUGAGAGUACCUCUAAACAUAUAUUUUUUUAGAAAAAAAAGCAGUGGGGUAUAAUUGGGUGGGGUAUAAUUAAUAAAUUAUUAUUAUUAGUAGGAGUAGUAGUACUCAUUUACACUGCAAACUUGCUCGCCCCAAAAGGCAGUGGUGGCCACCAACUUGGAUGACUUUAAAAGAGGAUUGGACAAAUUUGUGGAGGAGAAGUCUACAAAUGGCUACUAGCUACAAGGGCUAUGCUCAGUCUCCAUGGUCAGAGGCAGUAAUGUUUUUGAUUACCACUGUGCCGCUUGGGCUUGCCGAUCGAAAGGUUGGCGGUUCAAAUCCCCACAAUGGAGUGAGCUCCUGUUGCUCGGUCCCAGCUCCUGCCAACCUAGCAGUUCGAAAGCACAUCAAAGUGCAAGUAGAUAAAUAGGUACUGCUCCAGCGGCAAGUAAACGGUGUUUCCAUGCACUGCUCUGGUUUUGCCAGAAGCAGCUUGGUCAUGUUGGCCACAUGACCCGGAAAAACUGUCUGAGGAAGCGGACAGACACCAGCUUCCUCGGCCAGUAAAGCGAGAUGAGUGCUCCAAUCCCAGAGUUAUUCGUGACUGAACUUAAUUGUCAGGGGUCCCUUUACCUUUACCAGUGUCUAGAAAUUGCAGGAGGGGAGAGGGCUCUUGUGCUUGGGUUUUGCUUGCAGGUUUCCCACUGGCGUCUGGCUGUCCACUGUAACAGCUCCUACUCUGGUUCCACAGGUGGAACUUGUUCUCUGGACCCUUCUGUGCCUAAUUGGGCAGAGGUGGUGCUUAAAAGAUCACAAGGAGAUGCCUGGGUUGGGCCAGGACCCCAUCUACUUCAGUAGUCUUCCCUGCCCGUGAGCUACCAGAUAGAUGGCCUUCAGAGGACCACAGAUGGGUGAUAAUGGAGACAAGGGAGGGCCUUCCAUGUCAGAGGUAGACCACUCCUGCAUGUGGAGUUUUUGACUCACCUGUUUUUUGGUGUGACACUCUCUUUCCUGGUUAGGAGAGCAGUAGUCAGUGCUGACUGUCUGCCCCGCUUCCUCUUUUGCCCUUUUCAGCAAAGUUCUCCUGAAAGCGAAUGACCCAUAUUUCAGUUGACUUUGAGGGAGGAAGAACUCUGGUGCAAAGGAUUUCUUGCCUUCAUCUGAGCGAGUCAAAGAUGGAGAUCCACCCACAACCCCAGCCUGGCUCAGGAAGACCACAAACAUUUAAACGUGUAUAAUAAUGUACUAAGAUGUUGCCGAUUAAUCCAUUGCAGCAAUAUAAAUUAGUUUUGGGUGCAUUUGUGUAGGGGAGGUGUUCUGGUGUGCUUUUAUAAUGGCAGGCAAAAUGAGCAUAUUUAAGGUGAGCUUUCCUUCCAAAAACGGAUGGCCUUUUUUGUUCAUUUAAAUUGUAAGCUACUUGGGCUUUUUUCAGUGUUCAAAGGGCAUCCUUUUUCAGGUUUCACUGAUAUGCACAUCUAAACUUUACCAUGUAAAAGGCAGGUAACGUAAUGUUUGAAAUGCUUGGCAGGCCAGAUAGCAGCAUAGGAAGUUGUGCUAUACCAAGACAGGGUAGCUAAUUUUAUCUGUCCAAUCCAUCCCAGUUCUGCAAGGAGGCAGGAUUAAAUCUGCCCCAUCCCAUCCCUGCAAGGAUUUUUAAUGGGAAAUCCUGAAAACAAAUGUGUGUUCAAAGAAAAUAUAUUUCCAAGAAACAGAGGCAGUGCUACUGCAGCCUUCGGACCUUCUCCCAAAGGAAUCCCCAGGGCUGUAUGUACUGAACUAGUCCCAUGAUUCAAUCUGGGUAGCAAUCUGCCUGGAUUAAAUCACGUGAGUCCAUUUAGGAAUGUGAUUUUGGCAGGUUCCUCCCCCAUCUCUAUUCCAAUCCCUACUAAGAGACGAAGAGGAUUGAACCUGGGACCUUCGGCAUCCAAAAGAUUUGCCGAAUCUUGAUCACUGCAUGUGCAAAUAUGGUUUCUGCGCAAAAGAAGCCAACCCUGUGCAGGGAGUGAUCUCCCUGUCUUUGAUAACCCCACUCUCGUUUUUUCAAAGAUUAAUUGCACCAAUAAAUAUUUGUUAUGCGCUUUGUGGCUCCUUGAAUUCGCAGGAAGUGUACACAACCUUAUCUUCUAGCCGGAUAGGUUUACAUCUGGGGUUGUUAAUUAGAGCUUUCUGGGCUUGCUAAUGAGAGCUUUAGGCUCCUUCCACCACCCAUCCGAGUGUUUUCCAGUGGGGUGUGCCCAGAUCCCUGCAUUUAAUGUGCAGAUUAUUCAGAAUCAGCAUUAAUAUCCUGGCUGGCUUGCCUUGCAGCCAAACACUUCUGCGUAGAGGCCCAGGGCUGUUUAUGUGGUGCAGGGAGUAAAAUAAGGAGCUGAAAGGUUGAUGUUGCUACAGAGACAUGGUUGAUUCAUGCUCUUUCCCAGCAAUUUGCAGCAGAGGUGUGAACCCAUUUAUUAUUAUUAUUAUUAUUAUUAUUAUUAUUAUUAUUAAUUGAAUUUAUAUCCUACCCUUCAUCUCUAAACAGCCCAAGGUGGCAAGCAUAGAUACAAUUUAAAAACAAAGCUAAAACACUCUAAAACAGUUACAAUGUUCUAAAAACAAGUACAUUUUAAAUCCUUCCAUUCAUACAACCAUCUUGGAGGUUGACAUAAAAACAUAAGAAGUCAGUGACGUGCGGUGAAUUUUUUCAUAGGGGGAAAGUUAGGGCCAGAGGUGCCAGCUUGUGAGGGCAAUGUGGGGGGCAUGUGAGCAUCCUAAGCCGAGCAGAAGCUUCCCAAGCUUUGGGAAGGAGGUGUCAGGCUUUAAUACUUUAAUACGCUGAUAUACUGGGAACAUUUAGGGGAAUAGCCUAGUCCUGCUGGGCCACUGACUGCAUGCCACUAGUAAGAAGGAUUUUGCUGGAUCCAAGCAAAGGCCUAUCGGGUCCAGCAUCUUGUUCCUACAGUGGCCAACCAUAUGUUUCUGGGAUGCCCACAAGGAGGGCAUAAUGAUCCCUCACCUGCCCUGACUCUCCAGCGAGUAGCAGUCAGUGUCAUGCUGCCCCCAAACCCUUAGCAGUGCAUGCAGACGUCAUUGGGGGGAGGAGGAGCUAUAGGGAAUUCCCCCCUCCAUGAACAUGCCUAAUUAUCUUUUAAAGCUCUCAAUGUCCAUGCCCACAUCGUGCGGCAGCAACAUGCAUAGGUAAAUUGUGUACUGUCCUCAUGGCCGCUUGCACGUCACCAAACAAAGGGGACACAGAUUUGUGUAAGAUUGGCAUCAGUUACAUUUGAACAUUGAAGGGACGCGGGUGGCGCUGUGGAUUAAACCACAGAGCCUAGGGCUUGCCAAUCAGAAGGUUGGCGGUUCGAAUCUCCGUGACGGGGUGAGCUCCCAUUGCUCGGUCCCUGCUCCUGCCCACCUAGCAGUUCGAAAGCACGUCAAAGUGCAAGCAGAUAAAUAGGUACCGCUCUGGCGGGAAGGUAAACGGCGUUUCUGUGCACUGCUCUGGUUCGCCAGAAGUGGCUUAGUCAUGCUGGCCACAUGACCCGGAAGCUGUAUGUCGGCUCCCUCGGCCAGUAAAGCGAGAUGAGCACCGCAACCCCAGAGUCGGUCACGACUGGACCUAAUGGUCAGGGGUCCCCUUUACCUUUACAUUUGAACAUAAGAUGUUGCCUUCAAAUAAGUCAGACCGUUGGUUCAUCUAGCUCAGCUCUGUCUACACUGGCUGGCAGUGGUGCUCCAGGAUUUCAGAGAAGUUUCUCUCCCAGACCUACCUGGAGGUGCCAGGGAUUGAAUGUGCAGGCACAGCAGAUGCUCCAAGCCUUCGCGACGACCCUUCCUCCCAGUGUUAAUUUGGACGCAUAGAUACAACUUUAGAAAUAGCUAUUCAAAUAGAGAUAUAAUACCUGGAGGAGAAGGCUAUUGCCAUGGAGAAGAAGGCUCUCAUUGGCUGCUAGCCGUGAAAGUUCUGCUACGCCUCCACUAAUGGACACAGGAAUGCUUCUGAAAACCAGUUCCUAGAGACGUCUGGAGGGGAGAGGGCUCUUGUGCUCAGAUUCUGCUGGAGGUAUUCCUAUUAGGGCAUCUGGUUGGCUACUGUGAGAACAGAAUGCUGGACUAGAUGGGCCAUUGACCUGACCCAACAGGGCUGCUGUUAUGUUCUUAUGUUCAUUCUCCCCAUAAUGAGGAGUACUAGAAACAGUUGACCUGCAGGUCUCCUCAUUCCUCUAUUCAGGUGCUGGCCAUCGAUGGGCAAUUUCUAAACCUCUCCUCUUCUCCCAUAUUAUUAUUAUUAGACUUAACAUAGACCAGAUGACCAUUCAAACAGAAGAAUGUCCUCUAUAAAGAAGGGUGAAUAGGCACCAAACCUGCCAACCAGUUUCAUCGGAAGAUCCUAAGCUCUAGUACUAUUUGAGAAUGUGUUGGGGCUGGUUUCUCCAUACCACCCAUAACAAGAUUGGUUCGCCCCAGAAAUGAAUUGAUUCAGUGUGGCAGUGCCUGUGGGGUUUUUUUGGCCAGUGAAGCCGUCAAAGGAAGAAAGGAAAUGUGGCUUAGAACCCCUUGAUAAUGAGCAGCAGCAGUUGCCUGUCAUUGGGGGUUAUUUUGUGUCAUUGGUAAUUGUCAGCCUCAAGGGAAGGAGGCUAUAAUUAGCAUGUGUGUUUAUCAAAGAGGGAAAAUGGUCUUUAAAAGAUUGGGUGGCUUUUGUUGUUCACUAAAUUGCAGGAGCAGAUGGCGCGUGCUUUAGCAAACCUCCCCCUGAGGACCUUCUGUGAUGGGUCUGGUUUGUAUGAACUGGGAAGGAGGUGAGGCUGGACUGUACUUAUGCUUGGAAUGGGCAAAUCAGUCAGUCUUUGGCCCACAUCCAUUAUGUAUGUGUUCGAUGCUAAGUCCAUUCUGUCUCUUUUCCCCAAGUGAGCCAGUGGGAGUAUCAGACUAGGACCUAGGAGACCAGGGUUCAAAUCCUCACUCAGCCAUGAAGCUGACUGAGUGAACUUUCUCGGCUUAACCUACCUCACAGGGUUAUUGCGAGGAUUGUACGAGGGGGAGAACCAUGUAUGGCACCUUGAGCUCCUUGGAGAAAGAGGUGGGAUACACUGGGCAACAAUUUUUUACUUUUUGAAUGUUGUCUAGAUUUCUACAACUGAUUUAGGGUAUUUUUGCACUGCUGAAUCAGGAAAUGGCAUCUGUUUCUCUCCAUCAGGUCAGGUUUACUGUAAACUGAAUGGUGGACAUUGAUAAAGGUAAGUACACGUAAAUUGCAUGUUGCUUCACCAUUUUUCAAACUUCAGGGCUUGAACUUCCGUUUCUUGGAACUCCUGGAAUGCUCAGCGGCAGGGAGGUCUCUCUUCAGAGUCCAACAGUAGUCAGCCAUCAUGACUGCGUCCCAGCGACCCUGAUACCUGGUCUCCAUCUCUUUCAUGUCCUGAUGGAAUCUCACCCUGCUCGUCACUCAUUGAAGCCAGGUUCUCAGGAAACCAGUCCAUAUGUGAAAAUAGGUAGUGCAUCUUGACGCUCAUGUUGCAGCCCAGGUUUCUGAAAGCAGUCAACAUGUUGUUGACAAGUUCUGCGUAGUUUCUGGCCUUAUUGUUGCCAAGAAAGUUCUUCACUACCAGAACAAAUGCCUUCCACGUUUCCAGUUCCACUUCGUUCAUUGAGUUUCCGAACUCUGGAUCUCUGAUGAGCUGACGGAUCUGAGGACCGUCAAAGAUGCCAGCUUUCAACUUCUCCAUGGUCAAUCCUGGAAAAGCCUGGCACAAGUAAGUGAAGCAGUCACCAUCCUUGUCCAGAGCUUUGGUGAACUGCUUGAUUAAGCCGAGCUUGAUGUGCAGCGGUGGGAAGAGUAUUCUGUCUCUGUCCACCAGAGGGUUGUUGAUGACGUUCCUUUCUUUGCAAGGCACCAAUUCCUCCCACACAGGCCAGUCCUUCUUCGUGUAAUGCUGAGCACGGUCCCUACUAUCCCACAUGCACAGAAAACAUGGGUACUUGGUGAAGCCAGACUGUUGUCCCAACAAAAGUUCACCAUCUUCAGGUCAACACAAACAAACCACUUAUGCUGAUCAUAACCAAUUUUCUCCAGCACAUACUUCACCGCUUCAUAGUUCUCCUUCAGUGUAGUCGAGUGAGCCAGGGGUAUAGAGGCAAACUGGUUGCCGUUGUGUAGCAGAACACAUUUCAGUGAUCGCUUGAUGCUGUCAAUGAACAGUCUCCAAUCUUUGGGUUCUUACUGUGGCACUCCAAGCUUGAGCAGAAGCUGCGCAAUAUCUGCACAGUACACCAAGUCCUCUUCCGAGAAAAAACAGAAGUACUCUUGAUGCCUGUUGCGGAAGAAGCUGAUGCGAGCACUGUCAGAGAGGAGGUUUUUUUCCUUCAAUCUGGAUGCCAACAGUUCGGCAGAGUCCUUUGACAAGCUGAGGUCGUGAACUAGAUAAUUCAGCUCCUUUUGGGAAAAUGGAUGUGGAGCUUCAUCUUCAAGAACCACUUCUUCUUCUUCAUGUCCUUCAACACUGGAGGCAUCUUCGUCACUAAUGUCAGGAAGUUCUCCGAAGAUAGGCACUGGAAUUUCAUCACAAUGAGCUACAGGACGACGUGCUGAUUGAAGAUCAGGAUACUUGAGGCUGCUCCAGUUCUUUCUGUUGAUCCCACCAAUUUAUGGAGCCGCACCAAUUUAUGGAAGAUUUCGAGGUUUUAUGACUUCAAACUGAUCCCUUUUCGACAUAAUCACCCAGAAUACUUCUUGUCAUUAAAAUAAUCAUUUCCAAUCAAAACAAUUAUUCAACAUGGCAUUUUACCCCCACCAACUUCUUCUAAAAUGCUUCACACAAGCGUACAUGUGAACAAAAAUGUAAAAAAAGACAUGUGCCCAUAGCUCAAAAACUUGACCUGCUUGAGCAAAACCAAUGUGAUUUUUGGAUUCAGCGCAUCAGAUUCAACUGGAAAAAUGCAGACAACAAAUUUGUUGUUGACCAGUGAUAUCAAUGCAAUAAAUAAUAAUAAAAAAAAACUACACAUAGAUAAUGUCUUUUGUCACAGAAAACAAAUUUAAAUACAGUGGUACCUCGGGUUAAAUACACUUCAGGUUACAGACUCCACUAACCUAGAAAUAGUACCUCGGGUUAAGAACUUUGCUUCAGGAUGAGAACAGAAAUUGUGUGGCGGCGGCACAGCUGCAGCGGGAGGCCCCAUUAGCUAAAGUGGUGCUUCAGGUUAAGAACAGUUUCAGUUUAAGAACGGACCUCCAGAGCAAAGUAAGUACGUAACCAGAGGUACCACUGUAUGCAUUUUUAUCUCAGUGCACAGAUUCCUAAAUGCAUGUUAUUUUAAAAAAUAUUUUUUUAACACACUUCGAUAAUCUUUUUAGCUGUGUUGCGAAAUUCUGAGGUGUCCACAUUCCAAAGGAAGGCCUACUUGUUGGUUUAGGAGAUGCAAACCAGUUCAGUAUGGAUUGAUAUUCAUAGGUGCUGAAUUCAAAUGAAGGUUCAUUGCCUUAAGUGGUCACAGUGAAGAACGAUGUCAGCAAAAUGGGUGACAAACCACCCUUCCUCACAGCCUUACCCUUUGCCAAAGAGUCUUGCCCAAGUAGCAGGGUCCUCUGGCUGUGUCCCCCUGACACCAUCAACCUUGGGGUCCCACUCCUCAGUGCUUUCCUAGGUCUUUAUAAGCUCCAAAAGCCGUCUAGGAUGCUAAACAAAACACACACACUUCCAGGUUCCUAGGGCCGCUACCUUAUCACAGGGAAGCUGCAAUUGGUAGAGGGCUGGGGAUCAAGAACUGUGAUCCUCCCACUUCAUCUUCUCCAGGAGAAGGAGAUGUUCUACCACUGAGCCAUUCUGACGGCAUCCAUCACUGUCCACACCAAAAGGGACCCUAGAGAACAUUUAGCUGUAUCCUGCCUUAGAAUAAAGUAGCUAAAAUGUGUAAAGGGACGUAAGAAAAUGCUUCUUAUAUUGUCCAUCUAGCUCAAAAUUUGUCUACCCUGAACUGGCAUCAAUUAUCCGGGAUCUGGGACAGAAUCAUUGUGCGUUAUUUGCUAUCUGAGCCUUUAAAUUAUACACACACCCACACCCUGGAGAUAUCAAGGACUGAACCUGUGUCGUCCUGCAUGCAAAACAUGUGCGAUCUACCACUUUCCAAUAAUCCCCAUUUGUAGAGGUGGAGAACAUGUGGCCCUUCAGAUGUUGCUCCCAUCAUCCCCCAGCAAGGAUGGCCAGUGAUGAUGGGACUUGUAGCUGCCGGCAGCCUCUCCCACUGCUCAGUCAUUGGACUGUGUCUGUCUUGCUCUUCUGAACUCAGUCCAGUUUGUGGGAUGAUUGAGAGGCGCCAACAAAGACGAAACCUCCACAGUUGCUAUGAACCUGGAGGAAUUAAAAGACAAAGAAAAGAAAGAAAGAAAACCGGUUGACAAGCUGUCCCAGGUUUUGGAACGCUGCCCCUUCUUAGUCUGUUCAGUGCUUAAUUGCAAUAUACAUGUAUUUGGGUAAAUUACUGAAACUAAGUUAUUUCCAGCUGUGUGUGGGAGGUGGAAGGGAGCCAAAGUUGCUGCUUACAGAGAGGCCUUUGCUUUGUCAUUUGUUUGGUUUGGUUUUUUUGUUACAGCUUUUUUAUUGGGGGGAAUCUCUCACACAUGCACUCAGUCUCUCUCUCACUCACAGAAAGAGAGAGAGAGAGAGAGAAUACAUUUCUUCUAUAGAUAGUCCAUUAGGGCAAAUGGGGCCCUGCCCCACCAAUGUCAGUCUUCCAUCAACCAGCCCAUAUUCUUACUUACCUCCAGUCCAGCGUGCAGCACUUGCUAUCUGAGUCCUUAUCUGUCUCAGUGUUGUCCUUAUAGAACUCAGUAGGGAGGAAGAGGAUGAGGACAAAAGUAGAGUUGGUUGGCUCUUCUGCCUGUCAUUAGCUCUGGCGCCACCUACUGUUGGCCUCCCUGCCUUUCCCCCCAACAGGCACCAGCCACUACUAAGUAAGCAGGGACACAAAGGCAGAGGGUUAACAAAAACCUCUUGGUUGUUAAAAAUGAAUUGGCUUUAAAAGAAUUCAAACUAUUAUUAAAAUCAGCACUUGAAAAUAUGCAUUAUGAACUGAACUGCAUAUUAAAGUACACAAUAUCCAUUGUAGCUCCAUUAAGAUCCAAUGCAGCACCGAGUGAAAGUCACUUAGGUUAUGCUUAUUUCACUGGCAAAAUGGUUUUGCGCCAAGAGGACGUUGUUGCAGAAGAGAAUGCAUAAGCAGUUCACUGUUGUGCAGUAUAUUGCACGAUCUGUUGUGCAGCGAGUUUCCACAAGCACAUCUGUUGCACUGGACUCCUCUGUUGUGCUAUGUUCAAACUCACCCGCUCUUGUGCUAGCAGACAGAGAACAUCAGAUACAGCCCUAUGUUCCUAUCCAGAGGUAUUGUACCCGGGCAAAGCAGCUCUCAUAAUGAGUUAACGAUACACUAAAAUAAUUGUCACUGGAGAAUGGCACGACAAAGAGCUGCCGUAACCAAAAUACAUACCAGGCUGCCGGUUUAUAAGAACAAUGUAGCUAUUGUGUUGCAAAAGCAGAACUUGGCGCCCAAGCAAAGACUGAAAGAGAAUAAUGUUUUGUUUAUUACGGAAGUGAUGAAAUUUAACAGAAGCUUGUUUUUCCUUUGGUUUCCACCCCCCCUUCCUUUCCCUGAGACAUGUUUAUUUCCAUUGCUGAAUGUCGAAUGCAGACUUAGAUGAGAGGAAAUGGAUUGUUUCUUCAGUGGUGCAAAUUUUGGAAUCUCACACUGCGAGUGUAGGAUCCUCAGUCCUAAGAAAGAUGCAUCCAUGAAGUGACCUGCACCAGCCAAAACUUUAUCUUGUACCGAACCUUUUCUCAACUGUUUAACUGAAUUGGCAGGCAGCUUGGGAUCAUGCGGUCAGGUGCUCCACAUUGCAGUGUCCCUGACUGUGCAAAGCUCACAUGUGGGGUGAACCUCUGGGAGCAGGGCUGGACGCAGCAUUCAAAAUUCACCAGGUUCCAGGUGCAUUUUGCACCUGGUUAUCAGUCACUUGCGACCAAGUGAAGAUGCUCAGGAGCCAGGAUGGCACCUGAUGCUUCCACCAUCUGGAGCUGCUUGCCUGGGAAUCCUUGGAUCUUGACUGCUUUCAACACAUCCUUGUAGAAUUCUGCCUUUGAUAGUCUAUCUGCACAAUCGGAACGAAUUUCAGGAACCAAAAUGCCGUACUGAAAAAUAUAACUUUCACACCAUCUGACCCCCAAAUAGCAACUAGACAUUCCAUUUUGGCAACGGUAACCCUGGUUUAAGGAGCCAUGGUUUCAGUUGCCAAAACAGAAUGCCUUGUUACCGUUUGGGGGCCAGACGGCUCUAAAGUCCUGUUUUUCGGCACAGUUUUUUGGUUCCUGAAAUUCGUUCUGCUUGUGCAGAUAAAAUAUAACAGAAAGAAUUCUACAGAAUGUGUUGAUAGUCUGCAAAAACAGUCAAGAUCCAAGGACCCCCAGUCAUGCACCUUAAGUCGCAAGGGACCGAUAACCAGGUGCAAAAUGCGCCUGGCAAAUUUCAAAUGCUCAAUGUGCCUGCUAAGCAUGCCCAGUUUUGCGGGGGUUUUGCGCUUCUACAAAUGAGGCCGAACAUGCUCCUCACAUUCCAGGAUACAGUGGUACCUCGGGUUACAUACGCUUUAGGUUACAGACCCCGCUAACCCAGAAAUAGUGCUUCAGGUUAAGAACUUUGCUUCAGGAUGAGAACAGAAGUCGUGCUCCGGCGGUGCGGCAGCAGCAGGAGGCCCCAUUAGCUAAAGUGGUGCUUCAGGUUAAGAACAGUUUCAGGUUAAGAACGGACCUCCGGAACGAAUUAAGUACUUAACCCAAGGUACCAUUGUAGUGUUCUAAGGGGCUACAUGAGGAUUCGUACUUGGAGAAUAAAUCUUCCUUGGUAUAGAAUAGCUUUCUCGAACCUGGAUCCUUCCAGAUGUUUUGGACAUCUCCCAUCACACCUAACCAUUGGCUCUGCUGUUUGGGGGUGGCGGGAGUCAUUCCCCAAAACAUCCAGAGAGUCCCAGGUUAGAGAAGGUUAGUAUUUAGGAUUUCCUGACACGAAUCAAAGGUUCACUUGCAUAGGAUUUCUUGGUGGAGUCCCCUUCAGGCAUUGACUGGACUUGGACCUGCUUGGCUAUAGGGAGGUUGCUUCGCCAUCUACCUCCCAGAUUCCGCUUUCAGACCCAGCGCUUCGACGUUAACUCCAAAGUAUCCUCGAAUAGACUAGAUUCCUGCCGCCGCCACCUCUUUAAAUCUGGAACUCCUGAUGGCCCCAUUCUUAAAGUUCAUCCUCACUGAUAACGCCUUGUAAAUUUGAAAUUCCGCUCGCCCAGCAGCCCCGCUGAAUGUCGCUCACUUGCAUGCGCAAGGCUGGGCUCAAAGUGCCCAUGAAAUAAUGUUGGCAGUAAUUAGUUGGGUUAACAUCACCAGCGCUUACUGUCUGCCACCUGGGCACUCCAAACAGAUUUACCACCAGGAAAGAAGAGGUGCGUUUGUUGGCAGAAUGUUUGGGAAAGACAUGAAUCUUGUUUAAGGAUAUGGUGUUGAGUGGCACCCUGAAUGGGGCUCUUGUUUUCUCCUUUCCACCAGCGCUGCCUUCCUGCUGCUUCAUGCCAAAUUUGAGACAGUCCUCCAGAUUUAUCGCGUCAAGCAAGCAUUCUUAUCUGCACCACACAAGUUUCUCCAAAGCAACAAGUUUCCGUGCAUACAAUGCAAAUGCUUCCUUCUCCUCCUUCUCCAGCUUUUGACCCUGUUGAGUUGGCUUUUCUAGUUUGCAUUUAAAAAAAGAAGAAGCAAACUUUAAAUAAUAAUAACUUUUAAAAGCCUAUUUAGUAGGAGGAGAAACUUUUUCGUUGAUUCACUUUGCGUGUGUUUACUACUGUUCGUUGACUUAAAUAUUUUGAUUCUUGCGAUGGUUGCAGAGGAUAUUGGGCACAUGCACACCAUACAUGUAAAACGCUCUUACAUCACAGUUGUGGCUUCCCCAGAAGAGUCACAGGAACUAUAAUUUGGUAAGGGUGCUGGGAAUUGUAGCUCUGGAAGAGUCUCCUAACAACUCACAGCACUCAUAACCUGAGGAUUGGCUAUGCUAAGAUAGUCAUGAUCUCUCUCCUUCUAAUUGAUUCUUACGCACUUGAAACCAAACCAUGGUUUAGUGUGCACAAGCAAAUGUUUGGUCUGCUGGAGCUCUCUCAGGGCCACUUUUCUCCUCCCUGGUCGUUCUGCUGCUGUGUCACAUAGAACUAAGCCACUAGGCUCAUAAUCCAUGCUCUCUUCAGACAAACCAUGAGCGGUUACCAAGGUUUCAUCUAUGGUUCACAACUCCUGGUUUGUUUGGGAGAGCUAAAUCACGAGCCAAGGUUCAGGCAACAGACUAAGCCAAGCCAUGGUUUAUCUCAGCACAGCCCAGCAGCAAAAUAACCAGAGAGGAGCAAUGCAGCUGUGAUCUCUUCAGGAACCCACACAUUUCCUUGUCUGCACUAAACCAUGGUUGGUUUAUUUCCUGCUUCACACUGAGCCAUGGUUUGACUUAGAACUGUGUGUAAACUGAGCCAAAAUACCUGCACUUAUUUGAUCCAAAUACCUAUAGAUUAGAAACCUUGGUUUGUGUGUACAGGAAAUGAGUAGGCAUAGCACAGGACUCUUUGUGUGUAUUUCCUCACAGCCUGCAUUUCCGCACAAGGAAGAAAUUACACUUCUUAGAGAGCUGUAGGUGGUGACAUCUCAAGGCUACAUGCAAACAAGUUCUGAUUUGCACCAUAAAGCCGUCUGCAUCAUGAAUAAUUUUAGACAGAAAAACCUUUCUGCCAUCAUCCUCUGUUCCAGAGCCAAAAGGAAGUGUACUAUGGCAACCAAAUUACAUCUCCCUCUGCCUGUAUCCCUAAAGGUACUGCUUUUUAUUUUUUAAAAAACAUGCCUGAUUCAGAAUGCGUUAUUGCAUACCCUGCCGUUUGAGGGCUUAUCUCUCUUUCAUUAAAAAAAAUAAAAAUGAAUCUAUUUCUGUGGAAAUGUCUGCAUUAAUUGCUUCGCUCCUGCAGCAUGCACACUGCUUCGUUGAUUCACAUAUUUUGUUCCGAAAAAGAGAGGGGAUGUGUGGCAAUUGCAUAGCCCCCAGUAAUGCCCAAGGUUUAUUUGCCAAAUACAAAUUUGUAGCUCAAUCCUGCAGUGAGCUGCAAAAAGCAAUAAAUAAGUUACUAAAAAUGGAUAGGUGCAAAGAACCUUAAGAAAUGUCUUAUCUGAACAUGCCUGAGCAUUAAGAUCCACAUUAGAACCCUUUACGGGGCUGUUGGCAGUCGUGGUCCAAAACACCCUGAGGGCACUCGGUUGAGAAAGGCUGUGUUAGAUGGGUGCAGAUGGACAGGGCCUUUUUGUGGUGGCCACGGAGCAUGUGCAGAUGUCUCCCAGGUUCCUUCUUUGAUGGAUGGAUGGAUGGAUGGAUGGAUGGAUGGAUGGGUGGCUGGCAGGCAGGCAGGCAGGCAGGCAGGCAGGCAGUUACUGCCUGCUUUUUACAGCAAGCAUUUGGCCUCUAUGGCUGGAUUUUUAAAAUAAUAAUCUAUCAAUGCUGUGUUUGUUUCUGUGUUUGGAUAUCAUGGGGGUGAGUGGGUGUGUUGCAUUUUACUGCUUCUAAUCUCAACGAGCUGCUUUGUAUAGCAAAGUAGGAUACAAAUAUAUUGAAAUUAGGAAAUGAAUUGAAGGAAUCAAAUACUUCUUUCCAACGCAUUAUUAGGACAACCCCCCAGGCUGUGGAAUUUCUACCCCACAGAGCUGUGUCUGGCACCUUCAUUUUGUAGUUUGCAUGGUAUGCUGAGAAACACCUGAGAGAGAGAAAUAUUUUAAGACCCACUCAGUUCUUUGGACUGUAACUUAUUUUAACUGUUUCAGGUACUGUAUUACCAGUCACAACGGCAGGCGUUUCAUUUAGUUAACAAUAAUGAGUUACUUUGUACAGGGUCAGGGGUGGCUUGGAUUGGAUAGAAGUGUCCCUCGUUCAAGCCCUGAUAGCCUCCACCUGUGGAAUGAUGCCAGUAUCACUCUGCUGACAUGGAGCUCUCCUUUCUGACCGCUGAAUGUGUGGGUGGCAGAUGCUCCAAAACUGGGCAUUACAGGGCAGUGAGGCUGAAGGGCUGGACUGGCCCUGGAUCCACUGCAUCCAAAAUCAGCAGCACCACUGUCAGUGUGACAGCAUUGAGCGUGAUCACUCUGCCAGCUCCAGGCUGGCACAGCCAUUUGUCUGUUCCACCCCCUUCUGUGGAUGCAGUUAAAAAGGUAAAGGUAAAGGACCCCUGACAGUUAAGUCCAGUUGUGAACGACUCUGGGGUUGCGGCGCUCAUCUCGCUUUACAGGCCGAGGGAACCAACAUUUGUCUGCAGACAGUUUUCCGGGUCAUGUGGCCAGCAUGACUAAGCCGCUUCUGGCGAAACCAGAGCAGCGCACGGAAACGCCGUUUACCUUCCCGCCGGAGUGGUACCUAUUUAUCUACUUGAGCUUUUUUUUGCGUGCUUUCGAACUGCUAGGUUGGCUGGAGCUGGGACCGAGCAACGGGAGCUCACCCCAUCGUGGGGAUUCAAACCUCUGACCUUCCGGUUGGCAAGCCCAAGAGGCUCAGUAGUUUAGCGCCACCCGCAUCCCCUUGCAGUUAGGAUAGUGCAAGAAGAUGCUUUCUGGAUGGGGUGAAGCUGGGAUGGGAUGAACAAAUUCCUAUGCCCCACAAAUACCCCAGAGAUGCAUUUUAAAUAAAAGGACACAUUCUACUCAUGUAAAAACACGCUGGUUCCUGGACCGUCCGUGGGCCUGAUUUAGGUUUGCCUACCCAUGCUCUUGGUGAAUGAAGAACCUGCUUCUGAAUCAGAGCUUGACUUUGUCUGCUUUUUGCUUUUUGCUGACUCCUGGAACAGUCCUUACUACUGGGUGAGUCAUCCCUUCUCAUAUCAACAAGAUGACACGUGAGUAAGCAAUUAGCACAUCCUUCCCAAUUUAAGUCUCGCCUCCUGGUUUUAAUGAGACCAGAAAAGCACUUGGCUGAGAAUGCAUCACUCUAUGACCUUUCUUAUGGCAAUCUUUGCUCCAUCUCAGUGUUUUUCAAGGUUCACCUCCUGUUCUCCUUUCUUUCCUUUCCUUUUAGAUUCCCCCACAGCUUUCUUUCUUAAAAUAUAUAAUUCAUUUGCAGCAUUAUUGGUGGGAAGUGAAAUCAUAUUAAGUGUGUCUUUACAGUGUUUGUGAAAGGACUUGUAUAAAUAGGGCCCAAGUAGGAGGACUAUAAGAUGCAGCCGCAGAACUGUGAAUUAAGUGGCAUGCAGUAUGUUUGGGAAAUCUCUGGUUUUCUGCAGGAAGCCUGAUCUGCACAUCAAUUUAAGAUUGCGGGGGGGGGGGGGAUGAGGAACUGAAAUUGACAGCCGCCCAUCUCUCAUUGAAAGAUUCUUAUUCCUUUUAUUUAUUUAUUAAAAAAUGUCUAUCUUCCACUUUUCGUGGAGAAAAAAGCUAUUUACAAUGACAGUACAUAAAACCAUACAAUUAAAACUACAUGGAAUGUUAAUAACAGAUGAGUGCAGAAGCUCAGUCCUUAUUCUGGGAAGUGUAGUUUGUUACCUGUGCUAGGAAUUGGGGCGCUGUGAGGGGGAAACUACAGUUCACAGCAAUCUUUGGGGAAAUCAUGUGCUUUAGAUAUACACUGAAUGUACUUUAAAUAUAUGGUCAUUAUAUGUAAAUAUAUUGUCCAGUAGCAUCUUAGAGACCAACUAAGUUUGUUCUUGGUAUAAGCUUUCGUGUGCAUGGUAUGUGAAGAUGUGUGCAUGCACACAAAAACUUAUACCGAAAACAAACUUAACUGGUCUCUAAGGUGGUACUGGGCAAUUUUUUAAUUUUUAAAAUAUAUUUCGACUGCGUCAGACCAACAUGGCUACCUACCUGAAUUUAAAUAUAUGGUGCAGGUCUGCCCUCCCUCAUUGUCUGCAAGUUUGAGCUGUUUGCAACUAUGGCCAGUUAAUCUUCCUAGUACAGCUAAGGACUGACCAUCUUCACUCAUCUUGCAAUUUGAGAUGGAUGGAUGUCAAUUUCAGUUCCACAUUUUUCCAAUGUUUAAUUCAGUUCAUCCCCAUUUCUGCAUAGUUUGCAUCUUUUUUAAAAAAAAUAGGCAUGACAAUUCCUGCAUAGUUUUGUGUGCAUUCCUCCUUUAAUACACCCCCCCCAGUUUUCCCUAACAUCAUUCUUUUGCUGUCAUUCAUUUCCAGUAAUGUACAGUGCCUCUCUUUUCUGCAGUCUUUCCCCUCAUUUUGCUUAGGGAACUACAUUGCAAAAUUCAGAGGAGUGUGAAGUUUCGAAGGAUAGCUGCCUUUCAAUUUGCGAAAUGAUUCGGGAAGUGUGGAUUUAGGAUGGCUUGCAUUAAAAUGCAAAAUGAGUGACUUCUCACAUGCCUUCUUAUGAUAAAGACACACUUAGAAUUCAGUGUGGUGUGAAUGGCUUCAGCAUGGCUGUCCCACUAACUACCAUGUGCCUGGUGGGGUUGAGUCUAUUCUGUAGCUCUGUGAGAGUUUCUAUGGCACUGGGAACACAAUUCAGUUUUAUGAGCAUCUCUGCUCCAUUUCACUUCUAAUUUCAAAAAGCAACUCAUAAGUUGACAAUCCCAUGUGCGUUUAAGCCUAGCAAGCAAGGUUCCAGGUUUAGGAUUGUGCCACCACUUUCUCCCCACUGCAUUCCUGAUUGGAAGGGGGAGUGCGUCCCUGCAAUUUCCUUUUGAAAAGCCACCCACGCAAAUGCUGAUUGUACAAAAGGUAUCUGGUCCCAUCUGACCUAUAGCACUCCAUCAGCUGAUUACAGGAUCAAAGGUGACACCAAUUCAGAUCGAAGCUGGUUUGGGUGAGGAAAACACACCAAGAUGCUGUAUUUCAUGAGAAACGGUAGGUUCAAUAUGGAUUGUGGCUAAUGUUUUGUGUUCGCUGUUUCCCAAACCAGUGGCGGCAGUGCGCCAGAUGAACACAGGAAUGCGUAUAUAGCUUAAGUCAUAUAAACACCCAUCCUCAGUGUUGGAUCUUCAGUCCUGAGCAACUUAUCUGCUGGGUGAGAACCAUGCAGACCUUAGUCUGUACCUCCAGUGUAGUGUGGAGAGCCAGUGUGGUGUAGUGGUUAAGAGCGGUAGACUCGUAGUCUGCUGAACCCGGUUUGCGUCUCCACUCCUCCACACACAGCUGCUGGGUGACCUGGGGCUAGUCACACUUCUCUGAAGUCUCUCAGCCCCACUCACCUCACAGAGUGUUUGUUGUGGGGGAGGAAGGGGAAGGAGAAUGUUAGCCGCUUUGAGACUCCUUCGGGUCUGUAAAGCAGGAUAUCAAAUCCAAACUACUACUACUACUACUACUCCUCUUCUUCUUCUCUAUCCUUUGGAUCUUGCCUGGCUAACUAUUAGGGUGACCAUGUGCCUCAUUUCACAGCAGUAUCUGGAGGACCACAGGCUCCCCAUCCCUGCUGUGAUGCCAAGUCCUUUAAAUAAGUUCCAGAAAAGCAUGAUGUGUAAUCAUUUUGGCCUUGCUUUUGUGACUCUUCCAGAGAACAGAACUUCCUCCUAGCAAGAUAGUUCCUGAUUCUGCCCCCACCUUGAAUCUUUAUAAGAGGGGCAAACGAUUCAGCUGUGAGUCAGGGUAAGAAUUAGGCUCGACACUGAAUCAUCCCCAGACCACUUCCUGCACCACCAUUGCUUCAAAGUGCUCUGUUCCAUAUGCUGGCCUGGCUGGCCUGCUGUUAGCUUGCACCGUCUGAGAGAACCUCUCCUGGGGAGGGCCUGCAGUGCUGGUGUGGUGGUAUGUGUGACCCUGGGACCACUCUUUGUCAUCUCCAGCUACAGUGGUCUUGGCUAACAGGACGUCUACUAGAGACCCCAGAGAGCUGCUUCCAGGAGCAACUGGAUCAGAGAUGGAGGACUUGUGGCUCUCCUGGUGGCAUUGGACUACAAGUUCCUGACUCUUGGUCAUGCUGGCUGGGGCUGAUGGGAGUUGGAGUCCACCACCAACUGGAGGACCACAGGUUCCCCAUUCCUGAACCGUAUGAACAAGUGGGCUGCCUUGGCAUUAAGGUGGCUUCAUCUGCAAGGUCACCCAAGAGCAUCCUUAGUCAGGGUUUGUUCCCAUUACUGCGUCCUCUGCAUCCAGCGCUCUCCCACUUCUACUUUUCGAAGCCACGUUCACACCACAUUAGCCACAGUCCAUGUCAAUUCAAAUGGUGCUGUUCAGUCGUUGCACAUGCUUAGAUGGGCAGGCAUGCACAGAUGACAGCUUCAUGAAUAGGAGAUCUGGGGGAACCAAAAGCACCAUGAAGCUGAAAGGUUCCACUAGGACAAACCAUGUAUUACCCUUGGACAUAGCGACAUUUGUACAAUUACCUUCCUUCCUCAUUCCUCGGAUCUUCUACUUCCUUCUUGCUGUGUGAACACUUCCCUUUCCCACCCACCCAGUCUCUCAGCUUUGCCUUUUCAGCAGCCAAUCUCUAACUUCCCUCUGGGAUAUUUUUACCCUAGCUCAAUCUGACUGCCCAUCAGUGUCAAGGAUUUUGACUGGAAUUCUUUUGAUUAAGACGAGUUCUGUAAUCUCUUGGGGGCUGUGCAGAUGAGGUCUUCUUAUGUCUCUUGAAUGUGUUGGGGACCACAUCUGCAUGUUUGCUGAAGGGAGCCUCUGUGGAUGGGGCAGGUGCACCAUCUCCUAGGGGCUGAGGCAGUUUUGGCCCACAUGGGCCCCCUCAAUCCCCUUAAGAAGAUGGCGCCUCUGGGAUGGGGGCUUCCAUGCGGUCUGCAAUACUGCAUAUCCAGUGGGGCAGAGGUGUUGGGAUCAGGGCCUCUGGCCAUGGUCCUUCUCCCUCUACCAUCUGUUGGGAGUGGCUCAUCAGCAGGGGCUUCUCUCACCCAAAUUCCACUCUGGUCUUCUGCUUCCAGGCAGAGUACACUGUUCCUUUGUUUUUAAUCCUCCAGUUUUAUAACUCCAGCUGAAACUCCAUGCUUUGCUAUAAACACGGUAUGAAACCGUAUCUCAGUUUAAGCAGUGAGAGAAUCGUAUGCACCAACUGUGCAUGGUGUGCAUGCGUUUACAUGACCAGCUGAUGUGACUAGAUGCUGCUGCUCUUUGCUUGAACACCCCACUGUAUCUAAUGAAGACAUCAGGUAGAUGUUCAGAACUCCAUCAUCCAGGGAGAUCAGGAUGAUGGUGUGAAGAAACAGGGUCUCUUCCAUAGCACCCCCAGGACUGUAGAUUCAGAUUCCAGAAGAGAUGUGGCAGCUUAAACCCCCCCUUUAAACAAUAAAUUUAAAGGCUCACUUCUUGGUGGCUGCUCCCAGACUUUGAAAUUCUCUCUGUAGAGAAGCUGAACUGGCUUCCUCCUCAUUGUCCUUCUUUUGGUAGGUGACGCCUAUUUUAUUCCAACAGGACUUUGGGGACUGGUUUGUUUGUUUUUGCUUUUUUAAAGGAAUGGGCUUUUAAAUAGUGCUGUGCUGUUUUUACUAUCUGUAUUUUAAUAGAUCUGUUUCUUAUACAGUGGUACCUCGGGUUACAAGAUGCUUCAGUUACAGACUCUUCAGGUUACAGAUUCCGCUAACCCAGAAAUAGUACCUUAGGUUAAAAACUUUGCUUCAGGAUGAGAACAGAAAUUGUGCUCCGGCAGCAGCAGGAGGCCCCAUUAGCUAAAGUGGUGCUUCAGGUUAAGACCAGUUUCAGGUUAAGAACAGAUGUCCGGAACGAAUUAAGUUCUUAACCCGAGGUACCACUGUAUUGUUUUAAUUCUAUUAUAGUUUGAUUACAUUUAAACUAUUGUCUUUUUACGUUUUUAGCUUUCUUGCGUUUUUAUCUGUGUAGUUUUAAUUUGUGUAAGAUGCCUUGAGUCCUUGUCUGGGGAAAAGGCAGGAUACAACUCAGUAUAAUAUGAUGGCGAUACAAAAAGGCACGUACUGAAUAAACAGCCACUGGAGGCUGUAAAGAGGAAUGGCGGAAGCUUGGGAUUUUCCCUUUCAAAAUCACUCCCCCCUCCUCCCCCCACACACUUGUGUAAGAGGAAAAGAUAGAGAUCUCUUCCCCACACCCCCUUUCUCCACCCUUGCAGUUUGACUCUUUGUUUAGGCAAGCUGUUGCAAUCUGAGCUGUCAUUAUAACCCGACUCUCAAAUAUGCCUUUUCUCACCCAGCUUCCACUGCCCCUCUUUUACUUUUAUGAAUGUUAAGAGUGUUUUGUAAAUGGCAUCAAAUGGUUGGGGAGGCAGGAUAUGCAUGUUCUUGAAUGAGUGGGCCUCUGCUUAAGCACUCACACCUGCCAUUCACAGUCCAUAGUGCCAAGACAUUUAAAGGCCUUGUUCGCAUGGCACUUUAAACAAUAACUAAACCAAACAAUGGUUUAAAGGUGCGUGGUUGUGCACCCAGCUGAAAUUGUGGGCAUUGCGCUCCUCCCCUGCUCCUGCUGCUGGGAGCUGAGCCAUGGAUUAGCUUAGCAUUACACCUGAACCUAGGCUCAUGGUUUGUUUUUCUCCAUGCCAACCAUGAGCAGGAAAACAAGAAUGAACCUUGGUUACAGCUUGUGAUGUUUCGUUUUUUGUUUUAUAGAGAGAGAAACAAACUACAAGCCCAGGUUUGGACAUUGCACUAAACCAAGGGUCGGCAAAGUUUUUGUGGCUUGGGCCGGUUUACGGUCCGGCAGACGCUGCGGUGAGCCGGAGUCUGUGUGCGCGUGUGCAUGCACGCAUGUGCAAACGUUAUUUCCGGUGCUCCUUCUGGUGCGGAGGAGGCGUGCGCAGCUUCCCAUUGGCUGCAGGAGCUUCCUGCAGCCAAUGGGAAGCUGGCCAGUGUCGCAGAAGGCGGUCCCCGCUCUGCUCUGCACCGGUUUAGCGCAGCGCAUGGGAGCUGGCCGAGCGGGCGGCGGGGGUCCAUGGGACCCCUGCAUUAAACCAAACCAUGGCUUAGCUCGUAAAUAAAUAAGAGGCUGCAGGAUCAGGCCAGUGGCCCAUCUCAUCCAGCUUUCUGUUCUCAGGUUGGCCAACCAGAUCCCUGUGGGGAGACCACAAGCAGAACAUGAGCACAACCAACACGCUGCCCUGCUGCAAUUCCCAGCAACUGGUUUUCUGAGGUUCACUGCAGCUAAUAGAAAGGCUGGAGCCCAGGCCCCAUGGUUUCAGCAGUGUGCACCAUCCUGCUGCAUUUAAACCAUGGUCUGCCUUACCUAAGGUUUAAAGCAGACAUGUUCAACCGGUCGACCAUGAUCGACAGGUAGAUCCCUGGGUGAUCCUGGUCGAUCUUGGGAUCCUUAUCAAUUGUGGGAUUAAAUCAGUGCCCCCCUCUGUCUGUCCCUCCAUCGCAUCAAGUAGGCGGCGUUUGGCGUUUCAUGUUGGCGAUUGGGAAUACAAUGGUUGGCUUUAGCGCUGUGUGUGUUUGUUAGCGGUGGAUUAUAGGUGAGCGCUUUAUGUCAUCCCCCCUUAAAAAAAGCUAAACAACUUUGCUCAAUCCCUCCCCCCCAAAAAAAAGCUCAACAACUCUGGUCAAUCCUCAAUGACAAUGGGUAGAUCACUGCCAGGGUUUUUUUUUAUACUGGGAGUAGAUCGCAGUCUCUUGGGAGUUGGAUGGGCCUGGUUUAAAGUGAUGUGUGGAUGAAAUGUGAGCUGUCUCUUUUUAUCGCCACCAGCAUCUUCCCCUUUAAGCCAUGGGAGCCUCUUCCUCCUUGUAUGAACCGAAAGCAGAGUCUCAGAAACAUGUUGGGCAGGAUGGUUCAGACCUCACUGAAGCCACAGGGCUGCUGCUUGGUGCAGCCAUACAGUGUGUCAAGAUCUCUGCUUAUAAUUUGGGAGAAUGACCCAGGGAGAGCCCUGCAACCAAGUUCCCCAGAACGGCAGGUCUCUUGGCUUGUUGGGCAACCAGUACCAGCCCCCAGACAUCCAUUUUUAAAACCACGAGAGGGGAGAAAAUCUUAACACCACCAUUUUUAGGACGAAACGUGUCCCUUGUUGGGUUGAUGUGAUGUGUUUGUAUUGAAGAAGUUUUUUAAAAGAGAAAAGAAAUAACAAUCUUGACUGGAGAUAUCUGAAACAGAACUGAAACGGUCCUGCUUUAGAGCUUCCUAUUGGCCACUGUGAAAACAGGGUGUUGUAUUAGGUGUGCCCUUGGUCUGGUUCAGCUGGGCUCUUCUUAUGUACACAGUUAAAGGGGGAAUGUGGCAGGAAUUGGUCUGGGAGGAGCCUAAUCUGUCAUGGUCUCCUCCAUAGUCGCUUCUGAGUAUCAACUGCAGGAAGCCACAGAAGGGCAGAGUGCUCUUCUGCUCAGGUCCUGCUUACAGGUUUCCCACAGGUAUACGGUGGGCCACUUUGAGAACAGGAUGUUGGAUUAGGUGGGGCAUUGGCCUCAUCCAGCGGGGUUCCUCUUAUGGUGGAUGAUUGAUCCAUUGUUCGUCUUACUCAGGAGUGAGCAAGUGCCCCUUCACUACCCGUGACCCAAAAGAGACCUUAAUGAGAAUUUUUUUUUGAGAACUUCCCACCAUUUGUGGUUUCAGAGAACAGAAAGAGGGGUUUUGAUUCCAGCCUCCCUCCCGCUUUUACAUAGAAAACAGGAGGGGAGCAGGCCGUGUGCAUAUCCUAUUUGUCUUCCAACAUAGGGAGAGAAACUUAUUUAUUUCAAAUCAACACGACAGCCAUUUCCUUUCCUGGCUAUCACUGCAGCUCCAGAUGGUGCGCUUGCAAGUGUAUUUGAAACCUCCAACUGCAUUCCCACUCUCUCCUUUCUUUAUUUUCCUUUCGUUUUAUUUUAAUUACAAAAACAGCGCCAUCCUAGUUGCCCCUUCUUUGCCUUACAUCCCUGCAAUGGAAGUGAGGAGCCCCUCAGCAUAUUCUGUCUUCUGUUUAUAAGUGUGCUCCUAACAAUGCAGUCUGUGAAUUCAAAUAUAUAUAUAUAUAAUAUAUGCAAUAUUAAUGUUGGUUUAAAAAAAACAUGCUGAGAUCAUUUGAAAGAAGUCAGCAUGUGCCUCACACAGGGAGCCCGAAUGGCUCCUGUCCCCCUUGGAACAGCCCCUGUGCCAUGACCCACAUGGAUUCCAUGUGGUCUGUAGCAAAUCGGCACUUCUGAGACCUGAGCUGGGGGAAGGGGAGUGAGUUUAUCCAUCUCUGUGCUAAUUGAUGGCGCAUUUCCCCUGCCCCUGUAAUUCCGUGUCCUUGAAGCUCUCAAAGCAGCCUUCUAGUUUUAUCCAAACUUCUGAUUAUCUGUAUUCUUAGAAUGUCCCCUGCCUUUUCCUCAAGGCCAUGUGGGUUAAUGAUCUCAUGUCAGGCAGCAGCAACAGACCCCUUUGAGAGGGGGGCAGGCAGCGGGGUAAACCAGACAGCACAUUUUUCUGGUUAUCUUUCCCAUUGCAUUUUUUAUCCUUUAAAUGAGACCGCUGUGCUUCCCAUCCACGCUUUUGAUUUAAGGAGCCAGCCAAGCAGGAGAUUAAAGGCUGGCACACAUGUGCGGAGGAGACAGGGAGCCUCUGCAGCAGACACAGCGAUCUUCAGCCUGCAAGAGGUUACGUAACCGAAAUAUUGAGCGCCCAGCAAAGUCAACGUAUCCUAUAGCCCUCCCCCAACAUCUCUCUCUCUCUCUCUCUCUUUCCAUUGCUUCUCCAGCUUGUGCAUUGCUUCUGGAGCAUCUUUGGCAAAGAAGUGAGCUCCAUGUUUGUUUGUUUUUUCUCUUUCUUGUAUUGCGUGUGGGUUUGUGCCUCUUGAAAUAGGUCACGUUAGACCCCAAGUUACGACUUCUACCCAUUUGUGGUGGGUGCUAAUGCUGAUCUUAUUUGUCAACGAUUAAUUAUAUAUCUGCUCAUUGCCAGUCGUUUUGUGAUUGCUCAAGAAUGAAAGGGGCGCAUUCUGUGGUUUAUUGCAAUCUCUGAAAAACUGAUCCAUAAUAUACGUGCCGCCAGGGGCCAUGCAGACCUCUCAGAUUUUGCAUCUGUUUGGGGACUGUUUGUGAUUUACAAUUUCAUGGUUGGUGCAUUCCUAUUAAAUAUGGGUUUUUUUCAUGGCAGUGUUUAUGAAUACUUGAUAUAUUUUGUAUAAAUACGAACUUUGUAUCCCACCAUGGGAUAUGUCUUACACUAUUCAUUCUUUCUUUAGCUUCUUUUUUAUCUUGUAUUUUUUACUCUUCUUGCAUCUGUGGCAUUCUUAUUAUGUAUUUUAGUGUGAUUUUUUUUGUUUGCUGUAUUUGCCAAUCUUGUUUUAAAAAAUAUUUUUAAAAAAGAUAGAAAGAGGGCAGUAGCCUCUGAAAGCUGCAAGAGGAAACACUUCCCCAUUCCACUUCCAUGGUCUGUCCCACCUAUCUUCAAAGCAGCACCACAUGGUCUCCCACCCAGGCACCUACUAAACCCCAGACCAGCUUCACUGCAGCAAAGUCGUGACAUCAUGGAUUGCAGGCAUUGUAGUGGCACAUGACUGUUCUGUCAGCAUAAGGAGUUCUGCUUGCACAAUGGAACAUUCUCCCCCUCUUCCUCCUUCCAUGUGCCCUCUAAAUCUGUUCCAUGAAUUCCCCCAACCCUCUGGAACAGUUGUAGGGGAGGAUACAGGUUGCGCACAGGGGGAGGAGAUGGUCCCAUUGUGCAAACAGAAAUCCUUGUGCAAUACACCCCGUGCGUCUUCAGACCAUAUCCUGGGAACAAAGCCUAAUUUAUUGUGCUUUUCCUCCAAGGCAGUGUAUGUGGCUGUUCUUCUACCCUUCAGUAGAUCCUCAGCUAGGUUGAAAGAGAGGGGGAGAGAGGGAAACUACCCCAGGUCACCCAAUUGCUUUCAUGGCUGAGUAGGGAACUCAAGUACCUUCCAUCAUAAGGCAAACCACAACACCAUUAAAUGCAGUUUCUAGAGCAGCCUUUCUCAACCUGUGGGUCCCCAGAUGUUGUUGAACUACAACUCCCAUCACCCCUAGUUAGCAAGGCCAGAGCUCAGGGAUGAUGGGAGUUGUAGUCCAACAACAUCUGGGGACCCACAGGUUGAGAACCGCUGUUCUAGAGUGUGUAAAAUUCAGCCUUUUCUAGAGUGUGUAAAAUUCAGCCUUUCACAGCUUGUUUGUUUAUUGAUUUCUUUGUUGUAUUUAUAUCCCACCUUUUCCUCCAAGGAGCUCAAGGUGGCAUAUACGGUUCUCCCCCUCCUUGUUUAAUCCCCACAACAACCCUGUGUUGUAGGUUAGACUGAUUGGCAUUGACUGACUCAAGGUCACCCAGUGAGCUGCAUGGCCAAGCAGGGAUUUGAACCCUGGUCUCCCGGAUCCUAGUCCAACACUCUAACCACUACACCACACUGGCUGCUAUGUUUGGACAUGGUCCAGAGAUGCAUAGGAAUGCCUUUGGGGCAAUCCUCCUUACUGCCUCCAGCAUGGCAUGCGAUGUUUACAGUGCCUCAUGUACAAGCCAGUUUCGUGCAGGCUGACAGCAUCUACAGAACCAUGGACAAGGGUUUUUGAUAUGCUGGGGUGAGUGCCUGCAAAGCACACUCAGGCCCCAAACUUUUAUUGUACCACACAGCUAUUGCUCAAGACCUUUCUCGUAAAGAUCUUAUUGCUUAACUAAUGACUGUGGCAAGGUUUACCAGUGCAAGACUUUGGAGGACUUUACAUCCAGAUCUAUUUGAAGUCUGUAUUUCACAACUGUGGGAUUUAAUAUCAGGGGACAAGUUGACGACGCAUGUUCCUGAGAACUGGGCAAGAGAUCUAAUGCUUCUCAUUCAGCUCGGCAUAACUUUAUUUUAUAUGUAGCAUCAAUAGAACAUGACUAUAGGCUACCAUAGAAUUUGAAAAUGUUCAGCAAAGGGCAACCAAAGUGAUCAAGGGGCUGGAAUGACUCCCUUAUGAGGAAAGCUGGUCACAUUUGGGACUUUUUCUUUUAGAAAAGAGGUGAGUAAAAGGUGGCAUGAUAGAAUACACCCAACGAAGCUUAACGUCAGCAAAUUCAGGACAGAAACAAGGAGGUAGUUAAACUAUGGAAGUCACUCCUGCAGGAUCCAGUGAGGAACACCAAACUGGUGGCUUUAAAAGAAGAUUAGACAAACUCAUGGAGGAGAAAGCUAUCAGUCUCUGCUAGUCAUGAAGGCUUUACUCUGCCUGCGUGGUCGGAGGAAGCAAUGCUUCUUAAUACCAGUUGCUGGAAACCGUAGGAGGGGAAAGAGCUCUUGUGCUUGAAUCGUGCUUGUGCGUUUUCCAAAUGCAUCCGGUUGGCCACAGUGAGAACAGGCUGCAGAACUAGAUGGGCCAUUGGCCUGAUCCAGCAGGCUCUGCUUAUGUUCUUAUAGGCCUCCGGCGGCACAUGGUGACUUGUGGAACAGUAGUUUUAUUUCAUGGAAUGACUUGAAAUGAUUGAUGUGCUGAAACUCGGUGCUUCUGUCAGGGGCGGGUGGGAGAGUUGGUUGUUGUUGUUUUCUUUAUGGAUAUUUGAAAACAAUAAAAUGCAAACAAAAAUUAAAAAGGCAUCCAUCACCACACAUAGCAGGUUGGAUCCAGAUUCAGUCGUGCUUAGAUUAGACCUAUUGAAACUUAAAUUGAUUAGACUAAUCCAUGGAAUUAAAAACCAUGAGUGGGUUCUCCAGUCGCAAUAGCUAUGUUUUUCCACCACAGAUAGAGGCAGAUGGAGUAAUUCUUCUCAAUACCAGUUGCUGGAAAACACAAGAGGGAAGAGGGCUCUUUUGCUCACUGCUUCCAAAGGCAUCUAGUUAACUACUUAAUUUGCUUUAUCCAGCAGGGCUAUUCUUAUGUUUUUAUUGCUUUAGUUAUUAACUAAGUUAGUCUCCUCUGGCUUUCCUCAACCUGAUGCCUUCCAGAUAUUUUGGACUCCAACUUCUAUCAGACCCAGUCAGCAUGGCCACUGGCAAGGAAUGAUGGGAGUUGUAGUCUAUCAACAUUUGGAGGACUUCACGUCCUCCCCCCCAACCCAAGCAAUAUAUAGCCCAAAAAGAAGUUAUCCUUCAAAAUGUGCUACUUCUCCAGAUUUGGAAAUGCAGUUCUCCAAACAAAAUAUGUAUAUAAUAAUGCAUAUAUAAAAGGGAAAGUGUGCAUCCAUUAGGGGAAAUAACAUGAGAAAUUCUACAACUUUGCGUACUUAUGUAUGUGUGCAUGUCUCUAUGUGUAUACACACACACAUUCAUUCAUGUUUUUCUAAUAGACUAAUAACCAUUCCAGUAAAGAGUCAUGCCACUUAUUCAGAGAAGCUAUUCAGUCUGGUUGCUUUUCUUAAGAGCUAAUGCCUCAUUUCCUAUUGCAAUAGCUUCCUCUCAAGUAAAUGGAAAUGUUGCCAUUAUACCUUCACAUUUAUUGACAUGCACCUCUGUAUUGAAUGGACAUCCUUUGCAGUUACUGCUUACUCUCCGUAAUGGACUGUAUGGGAAUUUAAAACCUUUAUGUGGCCGUGAACAUUACAUAGUGCGAGGGGGAUGUGCUUUUUCCAUUGGAGGUUUAUGCAGAGAGCUGGAAGCGUCUGGCACCUGCCUUAGGAGCAAGUGGGUUUGCAAGGAAUGGGGGGGGGGUGCCCAAUGCCAGAGGGUUUGUGGGUGUGCCUUGCCAUUUCUCUCUCUCUCUCUCUCUCUCUCUCUCUCUCUCUCUCAUAUCAAUGAUGCGAACUGCAUUACAUCUUUUGUUGAGCAAGGAGUCAGUGUGUUCCCUGUAUCCCUUAACUCCCAACAUACCAAAGAAGUGAUGAGGGGAAAGAUUGAGGUGAAAAUAAAACAAAUUAUUCCAAACCGGCAAAAGCAAACCUGGUGUAUGAAAUGGUCUGAUAUAUUCAAUAUGAAGAAAAUUAGAAACAGAGAGCAGCCACUUUCACACCAUGCAUUUAAAGAACGUAUGUUGUUACUUUAAACAGCCAUGGUUUCCUGCAAAGAGUUUGGGAGUUGUAGUUAAGGGCGCUGAGAGCUUUUAGGAGACACCCCCCCAUUUCCCCUUCCAGAGCUCCCUGUAAGAGGGAUUGAAUGUCAAAACCACUCUGGGAGGGGGGGCAAGAGUCUCCUAGCAACUCUCAGCCCCCCAACAAAACAACAGCUCCCAGAAUUAUGGGGAGGGGAGGGGAACCAUGACUGUAUCUUCGUGUAUCUGCUGUUUUUUGUGUGUGUGUCUACUAUUUUGAAGGCAAAAAAAGCCUAAACAAGAGUUUGGGUAUCUGAUAACGACGCAGGUAUUGGAAAAGAUAUCAUUACAUAUCUUUAGGUGCCAGGCAAAAAGAAAAAAAAAAUCCUCUUCUCCCAGACCUUUGGUUACUUAAACAAUUUAUGGCCUUUUAAACUUUGUGUAGUUUCGGUGAGGGGUGGGAUUAUUGGUUGGUUUGUAUUGUUAUGUAUUUUUGUGGUUUCGUACAGUGAACCGCCCUGUGAUCCUCGGAGGAAGAGUGCAAUAUAAAUUUAAUAAACAAUAAUAAUAGGCGCUACCUAGCUCCCAUAGUGUUUCCUGGCAGGCUUAGUAAACUGCUACCCAUCGCAUGUUCCCACUGCUCUGGAAAGCAGGGAGCGCAAGGCAGGGUUUCCCUAAGGAAUUUUCUCUUUUUCAAUGGAGUGAGUCAGCAAAAACUGUGGGUGGGUUGAGGUGGCAGGUCUUUCCUGCUCUGUCAUGUACCACUCAGUGCUGGGAGACUGGAGGGAGCCAGUUAGUGGCUGGUGGCUGUCAAAAAGAAUAACCAGCCAACUCCUACAUGACUCCCCUUAGUUUGCUCCUAGUGAUGCUAUUACUGGCAUAUGCUAAAGCCAGGAAGGUCUUUGGCGGAAAUAACUUUUUAAUGCAAAUAGAUGCUCGAUGCCACAGAUAACUUGAGAGAGAGGGAACGUUGUUUGCUGGAGAGAGUGGGUGGGGUUUGCCUUACAUAUGUGUAAGCUAUAAAAAAGGGUGUGUGUGUGGAGAUAUGGAAAGAUCUUAUGAAUAAAUAAAUGCAAAGGACGUCAGUGUGGAGGCUAAGAAGAGGCCUGUAUCUUGCAAAUCUUAGAGGUGGUGUGCUGCAUCUCUCUUUGGAGAGAAAGAGAGAUUGCCCACCUUCUCACCAUAAAUUUCAAGCAGUAUGAUAACACUUUGAACAGUCACAGCUUCCCCCAAAUCACCCAGGGAGCUGUAGUUGUGUUAAGGGUGCUGAAAGUUCUUAGGAGACCCCUGCUACCAUCUCAGAGCUACAACACCCAGAGUUGCCUGGGAAGAGGGAUUUGACUCUUAAACCACUUGGAGAAUUGCAGCUCUGGAAUGGGGUGGGGUGGGGGGUGGGGAGGGGUCUCCUAACAGCUGUCAGGACCCUGAACAAACUACACUUCUCAGGAUUUGUUCAAGCCAUACCUGUUUAAAGUGGUGUCAUAGCACUUUAAAUGCGUGGUGUGAAUGUGGCCUUCGUGUUCGCACCACGGCGCCGUCACUGAGGACCCAACUAGAUGCAAAAUAGAAGUACCAUGUGUGGUGGGUUCAUUAAUUUCAGCGAGCCUACUCUGAGUAGAACCUACUUGAAUUCAAUCCGUGAUCUUCCGCAGUUUUUUCUUCCUUAAAUUAAAUAGAAGCUGGGGGUUUGAUUUAGAUUUAGAUCAGGACUGUGAUAAAGAGAGCAAGGGAAGAUUAAUCCCUUUCCAUUUUCAUUCUUGACGGAAAUACACAUACACACAGCUGCAAGUGUUUGGAGCUGUUUGCUUCUUUGUUGUUAUACUUUUUAUAUUCUCCAAUUCCUCCAAGGAGCUCAGUGCUGAGGCAGUAUGUGUAGAUAUUGCCUUUGUCUCAUUUUAACUUCACAACAACCGUGUGAUCUAGCUUAGGCUGAGAGAGUGUUGGUCCUAAGGCCACCUAUGGCUGAGCAGGAAUUUGAGAUAUUUGUUUCACUCUUGCAAGGAUACAAAUUGCAGGGGCAGUGGUUGGAAUAUGACAAUGCACACCACCUUGAGCUCCUUCAAGGAAAGGUGGGCUUAUAAAUCAACCGCAGUAGUUCAGGCUUCAGGCGAGACUCUAUAAAAGAGUAAAUGGCUGCUAUUACCAGCCAGCAAAAUAGUUCUGAAACAGCCUGCGGUGUUGACUGCAAAAAAAACAAAACAAAACAAAGGCCGUUUUUGUUUUUAGAGAAAGUCAGCAGCUGGAAAAUAAUUGGGAAGCUGGAAAUUGGUCUCAGAGUUCUCCACAUGCCGCCCGCUGCUGCCUCUUUACCCCUGCCCCUCCCGUAAGAGUUACUGGCGUUGUGAUAGUGCAGCCAGCGAAAACUCUGUGCUGCCAUUAAACUGCAGCUGCAGACUUCUGCAUGAGCUGUUUCUCAGUCUUUCUGGACUUGCCUUCCCCAGUUAAUCAGUCAGGAAUCUCAGCGCAAGCAAAAGUUUCCAAGGGAGAGGGGACAUUUCGUUGAAAGCAGCACAAAUGUCUUUUUUUUUCCCUUCUGCUUUAUCGGGGAAUGAAAAUAGAUUGAAGGUGGUAAAUUUUAAAUAAUCUGAGGGAGAAUCCUGGCUCCCUCCCGAGGGAGAAUCCUGGUGGCGCCCUCCCUGUGGAACGCCCUCCCACCAGAUGUCAAAGAGAACAACAACUACCAGACUUUUAGGAGAUAUCUGAAGGUAGCCCUGUUUAGGGAAGCUUUUAAUGUUUGAUGUAUCACAGUAUUUUAAUAUUAUUUUGGAAGCCGCCCAGAGUGGCUGGGGAAACCCAGCCAGAUGGGCGGGGUAUAAAUAAUAAAUUAUUAUUAUUAUUAUUAUUAUUAUUAUUAUUAUUAUUAUUAUCAGGGUGGCAAACUUUCACCCCUAGCUGUUGCUAACUUGUUCAAAGGAACGGCAGCAACUUCACCCUGCGAUUGCCAUCUAGUGCUAGCUGAGAGCGCUGACAGUGGGUCUUUCUUUCUUCCCUUCCUUCCUUUCCUGCAGGCAGAAAGCUCUGGCGUCUACAGGAGGCCGAAGCGUCCAGGCGGCUUGUGACUGGUUGGUAUGAAUUAUGACCUUCUACACUCUUGAAAAAUCAAAUUUUUGAUAUCCGUAUCAGGAGAAAGUACUUGGAAUAGGAGUGCACAUCAAGGGACGUGGCUGGCGCUGUGGGUUAAACCACAGAGCCUAGGGCUUGCCGAUCAGAAGGUUGGCGGUUCGAAUCCCCGCGACGGGGUGAGCUCCCAUUGCUCGGUCCCUGCUCCUGCCCACCUAGCAGUUCGAAAGCACAUCAAAGUGCAAGUAGAUAAAUAGGUACCGCUCUGGCGGGAAGGUAAAUGGCAUUUCCGUGCACUGCUCUGGUUCGCCAGAAGCGGCUUCGUCAUGCUGGCCACAUGACCCGUAAGCUGUAUGCCGGCUCCCUUGGCCGAUCAAGCGAGAUGAGUGCCACAACCCCAGAGUCAGCCAUGACUGGACCUAAUGGUCAGGGGUCCCUUUACCUUUAAGAUGCCUUGUAUCAGACUGUGGGCUUCAUCAUUGCCCACACUGACCAUCAGCAGUUAUCCAGUGUCUCCAGAAGGGGCCCUUUUUGUUUUCUUUUUCCCCACCCCAUCCUGCCUGGCGAUGCUGGGGGUUGAUCCUGGAGUGCCCUGCAUGCUCUGCUGCUGAACUACAGGAGCUCCCGGUGCAAACUUGGUCACCCUCCUCUGCACACGUUCCAGCUUGUCAAUAUCCUUCUUAAUUUGUGGUGCCCAGAACUGGACACAGCCCUCCAGGUGUGGGCCUGACCAAGGCAGAAUAGAGUAGUCCCAUUACUUCCCUCGAUCUGGACAGUAUACUUCUGUUGAUGCAGCCUAGAUCUCACUGUAACCAGGUUUUCACAAGGCAUUUCACAAGGGCAAAAAGGAGGAACAGACUAGGAGAUGGUGUUUUCCUAGGGACAUGUUCCAGAAACUGGGGGGGGGGGGCAGUCCUGUCCCUUGUAAACAGGGACACUGGAGAGCAUAUGGUGUGGUGCCAUUGCACUGCAGCGCUGUCAGUCGUGGCGAUUGGAAUGCUGUUUCCAUACAUGGAGGCGCAUGGCCUGCCCCCACAUCAAGAGCUGCAGCCAAACAGCCGUGGGCAGAACUUCCAUCUGGGUAUGGGAGAUUUUCACCCACAACCCAGAGCUCCUGAACCACCACCACAUUUCCCACUGCACCCCCUGAAAUCUGUUCUAGAAAGCUGGCAAGGAGAACUUCUGAAAUAUCACCAAGAGCUGUCCUCAGGACAAAGAAUCUGGAGAGCUCUGGUGCUCUAUGAAGGGCUGGAGCUCAGUGGUUCAGCAUUUCCUUUGCAGGCUGAAGGUCCCAGGUUUAAUUCCCUGCUUGAAAUCCUUUCAAAAAAAUUAAUUUUAUUUUUCAUUUUCACAUUUUACCACGUUUAACGAGAAAAACAGAACCUUUACAAAUUUAAUUUGCAUUUCCCACAACUUCCCUCCCCUCCUUUCUGUGGUUAUUUAAUUUAUAUCUUUUUAUUACUGCAUAUCCAAUUCAAACCUAUUUACUAAUUUUCCUUCGUCUUUCCCUUUAAUUAUCUCUUAACGCACGUGUUUAUAUCAACCCUGCUAACGUUUUAAUUUGUUUAUAAUGUAUCUUCAAAUAAUCAAUAAAUUUUCCCCAUUCUGCUUUUAAAAAGUCUCUCAUCUUGAUUUCUUAUUCUUGCGGUAAGCUUUGUCAUUUCUAUGUACUCCAUCAAUUUUAGUUGCCAAUCCUCUUUUGUUGGAACUGUUUGUUCUUUCCAUCUUUGGGCAUAAAUCAUUCAGACAGCUGUGGUAGUGUACAUAAACAGUUUUUUUUCUGUUCAUUGGGUACCUCUCCACCGGUUAUACCUAGAAGAAAAGCUUUUGGUUUUAUCACAAAAGUUAUCUUCAGCAUUUUUUUCAACUCAUUAUACAUCAUUUCCCAUAAAGCUUUUGCUAACUUACAUGACUGACAGCCUGGAGAGUCAUUGCAGCAAGCCAGUGUGGCCAAAACUAAAGUAAAUGGAUCCAUAUAUUAUUAUUAUUUUUUUAAAGGUAAGGAACCCCUGGACGGUGAAGUCCAGUCAAAGGCGACUGUGGGGUUGUGGCCAAGGAAGCCAGUGUUUGUCCGCAGACAGCUUUCCCUUUAAAUGGAUCCUUAGUCUGACCUUGCAUAAAGCAUCCUCCUUUCUUCCCAGGAAUGCAUGCAAGACUCUUAGAUUCUUGACUGUUUCUUUCUCGCUCCAGACUGAUAUUUUUUGCAUCCUGGCCUCUGUAUUGGUCAUCUUUUCUGACUGCAUUCAUUUGCCAAACUUGUUUCUUCCCUUCUCCUCUCUUGCAACGGCUGUUCAUUUCCCCCUGUUUUCCCUUACAGGCUGUUUUCACACGUAUGCGACCCCUUUCUCGAUGACCCCCUGCCUCGGGAGUACGUCCUCUACCUGCGUCCCACCGGCCCCUUAGCGCAGAAGCUCUCCGACUUCUGGCAGCAGUCGAAGCAACUGUGCGGGAAGAACAAAGCUCACAAUAUCUUCCCCCACAUCACACUCUGCCAGUUCUUUAUGGUGAGUUGGUCCUUUCCCCUUCAGCCUGCAUUGAUCUGUUGGCCAAAGUGCUUCCAGAUGUCCUGUUUGUGGAGCACUCGUCCUCACUGACUUACACAAAGCUUCUGAGGAGGUUAAACCAUGCCUUCACUGAGCCUUUGAUCUUCCCAAGGAGGUUAUACAACAAUGAGUAUUCCUCCUGAUUUCUUUGCAGGGUGUGCCUGCGUCUUCUUGAGGGUUUCUUGCAGGCAUCUGCUUGGCCACUGUGAGAAGUGGACUAGAUGGGCCAUUGGCCUGAUCAAGCAGACUCUCCUUUAUGUUCUUAAAGCUACAAUAAGUUGUACCAAACUGCUUAAGGCAGGCUUUCUGAAACGAUGCUACUGUCCAGUUUACAAAGUAGCUGGCAGAUCUUGGCCAAAGUGGAACAUUCAGCUUUGGAAGACUCCAGUUGCUUGCGACAGCAAUUGGUUAGUCCAUGGAGUGUCCACACUGAGCUGCCAUCUGAAUAGGUUUCCCUGACUUUCCACCAAGAAAGGACACUUUUCAUCUCUAUAAGAAAUGGGCAGGGCGAGUAAGACUGGCUUCUCUGUUCAUCUCUUAAUUAUCUUCCACCUACAGGAAAUAUUGAAAAACACAACCUAGAUAAAGUUCUCUGAACUUUAUACUUUUUUUUGAUUUUGUGCUCAUGCACGUCUGGGUGUCGGUAUGAAAGUAACAGCUAUGGAAACUUCACCUGGUAGACCACUUCAUUUUGGUUUGCAUGCCGUGGCGAUGCAGUGAGUGGGUUGCUAACUGAAAGACAUGUGGGGAAAUAAGGCAAGUGUAACAGGAGCCCUAGUCCAACAACAUCUGGAGGAAACUGUGUUGGCUACCCUUGGGCUGCAGAAUCUUGGGACAAUCCAACUGAUUUGGGGGUUUGAUGGGUACACGUUUCCAGUGCUCAUGGUGCAUCAGAUCAUGGCCUCUAAACUGACCACAGUCUCUUGGCAGUGCGAAGACAGCAAAGUCGAGGCACUCUGUGAAGCUCUCCAUGCUACUGUGACCCGGUGGCGGUGCAAGUUCCCCGUCCCUUUGCCCCUGGAGCUCUACACCUCGUCCAACUUCAUUGGGCUCUUUGUCAAGGAGGACAGCGCAGAGGUCCUCAAGAAAUUUGCCGCAGACUUUGCCAUGGAAGCCACUUCUAAAGCCGGUGGGUGCUCAGGGCAGGGUGCAACUUCUUUAACUUUUAUAUUUUAUUUCUUUAAUGCAAGAUGUUUCUGUUCCACCUUUUAGACUUCUUUGCAUUUAUGAUUUUAAAAAGCCUCCCAGGGUAGUUUACAAAGUUGGGAAAGCCCCUGUAAAGUUUGGGGCCAAGGUAUCUCAAGGACUGCUUGCUCCCAUAUGAACCUCUCCAUGCUCUUAAGACUAGUGUGGGGCACUUUCAACCCUCCAGAAGUUGAUGAACUACAGUUCCCAUCACCCCUGGCCAUUGAGCAUAGUUUGCUGGGGCUGAUGGGAGUUGUAGUUCAGCAACAUCUGGAAGACUAAAGUUUCCCACCACCUGCUUCUAAGAUCAGUCGGUGAGACAUCUCUCCUGGGUCCACCCAUCUGUUAAGAGCAGAUGAGUAGUGAACAGAGAGCGGGGCCUUUUCUGUGUUGGCACCCACUCAAAGAACAUUCUUAGUUCUGUAAGCUGGUUGCUCACACUUAUGAUCUUUCUGCACUAGGCUGAAAUGUUAUACAUAUCCAGGUCUUUAAACUCAGUUUGUUGCAAGAGUGGCUGGUAGGGAGGGGCAGAACUGCAGACCCGGCCUCCUGACAGCAAUAUACCAGUGCUCUCAAUGGUAUGUCUACUACACUGUCCUGACUUUGCUGCUGUCCUCAUGCUGUCCUAGAACACUGUAGCAACGCUGGUGCCGAGAGAUCCAUGGUGCCAGGUGAGGUAUUGGAAUAAAGUCUGACCACCAGGAUGCCACCACAAAAAAGGCCCUGUCUUUGGAAGUGCUUGCCUAACUUUCUGAAGGUGCAAGGACACCUGGUGGAGGGCAGCUUCUUGUAGUGGGUGGCAGUCUUUUAGUUACAGAGGCUCCAGACUCCAUGCUGUAUAAUAUGCCCUUCGUAACACAAGUAAAGGGCUUUUUAUCUUCCUGACAUAUGACCAGUUUGCCAUUAUUCCCACCUUCACCAUGUUUUCAAUAUGCAGUUUGGCUCACUUGCUGGAGCCCUCUGCUAGAUCCACUCCCCCACUUCCUCCACUUCUGGCAGUUCAUUUGCUCUGUAGAUUGCCUAGGGUGGUUUACAUGCAGUGAAGUUUCUGCAUGUGCUGAGAUUAUGUAGGAGCACAAGAUAUUUUAACUGUUUAAUAUAUAUAUUUUCUGUUUUAUGCACUGUAUUUUUUGGGCGGGUUUUUUUUUUUCAUUUCUGUAAUUGCUUCAGCUACACAAAAAUAAAUAAUAUUCACAAUCCAAAAAAUAAACAGAUUGUACAAUGGGGCUUCCAGUCUCUGGACGUGUCCUGUGUGGCUCCUUCUAUUUUCCAACACUUUGCGAUGCAAAAUAUCAAGAGUCAGUCCCGAGAGAACAGACCCUUUUUUCCUUUUCUUUUUUUGAGCUCCUGGAGAUCUGAACUUUCAUUCUUGAGCUAAGAGAGAGGUGCCCCACUGUGUUCUGCCUCAGCCCUCCCACUCUCAUUGCUUCAAAAGAAAAACAGAAUCUAUACUUCCUCUGAUUCAUUAUCUCCUGAGAAGGAAGCUGACAUUUCGGCAGUUCUUUAACCUUUCUGACAGAUGCGUGUUUGUUCUGUGCUUGCAAUGCUGGUGCUUCCUGCAUCCUCUCGGUGUCUCAAGAUGCCUGUAAACAAAAUCCUUUCGUUGAUGGGCAAGAGAUGGGGGAGAAGGGCCGUUCAGUUUGCAUUAAAAGGCAAAGUUCUCUCAUUUGCACCUUCGGAAACAACAGGCAGACCGAAACUCAGCCGUGCUUUGGAAUUUGCACAUCUCUGAAAUUUUGCAACGCAGCUCUUCAGUCAAGCCAUGCAUCCAGAAAUGCACAGGCUAAAAUAUACAUUAAAAUGCAUAUAGAUAUAGAUAUGAAUGCAUUUUUGUAUUUCAUAUUCACUAUUAGGGAAAAUUGCUUUGCAAAUUGUGUAUGCUGUGGGGGGGAGAGUGGGAUGUGCAAAUGUGUACAUUAGGAGAGAUUUGUGCUAAAAUGAUGGUGAAUUGCACACAGAAUUACCAUUCCCAGAGUCCCCUUUGUAGAGAGAUUUUUAUUUAUCUAUCGAAUUCCCACAACAACCCUGUUAGGUGGGGGUAGACUGAGAAACGGUCACUAGCCCAAAGUCACCCCCUGAGCUUCAUGGCCGAGUAGGAAUCUGGCCUCUCAGGUCUGUGAGGGGAAUGGAAGUUUCCAGAAAACUCCCAGUGGAUAACACUUCCCAGGAUUCCUUGUGGGGUAGCCAUGACUGUUUGAGGGGGCAUGAUAUUGUGCUAAAUGCAUAGUGCAGAUGGGGCCUUAAUAAUCUCUUACAAGCCUUAUUUUUUAUAUAAAAAAAUAAGGAAUGUCUUCAAUAGGGGUUGAAAAGACAACAAAAACAUCCCAGAAGCACCUGACUCACCAGCUCUGAGCUAGGCUAACCUGGCUGAUAUCCAGUCGUCUCAGUGGCUCCCAACUGACCACAGAUUUCCAAUUUGCAGAUGUUCACGUGGAACCCCAUAAGAAGCAGCUCCACGUCACCCUGGCCUAUCACUUCCAAGCCAGCCACUUGCCGACGCUCGAGAAGUUAGCUCAGAGCAUAGACGUCAAGCUGGGCUGCGACUGGGUGGCUGCAAUAUUCUCCCGGGAUAUUAGAUUUGCCAAUCAUGAGGUAAGCGUGGGACUGCUUGUUCCCUUUAGGGGAAAUGAAGGCGGUUGCUGCGUUUGAUUCCAAACAUGCAGCGAGGGUGGGCUCUUGGGGUGGGAGUUGUUCUUGCAGGAGAAUCCAUGUCUGCUUUAAUAUAAAGUAGGCACAGGCAAGUUGUGGCUCCAAGGGUUUAAUCCAGAUCACGAGGUCUGUUCUGUCUCAACCCAGUGCCUAUCCACAUAAGAUGUAGGAGCACUAGGGUAGGGAGGGCAGUUGCUACUGGGGAAAGAGAUUUAUUUUUGGUUGGUUGGUUGGGGAGGAGCCAUUGCUUAGCCUGUGCUCUUCAUAAACAAGGUCUCCUAGUUCAGUCCCAAACAUCUCCAGGUCGGGCUGCAGAUGUCCCCUUUCUGAAAAUCUGGAGGUCCACUUCUAGGCAUUGUGGGCAAUCUGAGCUGGAUAGACCAAUGACUUGCAACAAGGCAGUUUCUGAUGUUCUUCCUCUCAUUCACCGUUGGCUUAAGGCUUUCUCCUUCUCCACCCCUUGCAGACCCUCCAGGUGAUCUACCCAUACACCCCACAGAACGAUGACGAGCUGGAGCUGGUCCCGGGGGACUUCAUCUUCAUGUCUCCCGUGGAGCAAGUCACCACCAGCGAAGGCUGGAUUUACGGCACUUCGCUGGCAACAGGGUGCUCUGGGCUGCUGCCUGAGAAUUACAUCACCAAAGCAGAUGAGUGCGGCACAUGGGUGUUCCAUGGGUAAGAGGUCUGAUCCUGCUUGCAUGGGUGGCAAGGGCUUUUAUUGUGGAUGAGUCUGCCACUAGAAGGUCACAGCGUGGUGGUAGGGAAGCUCAAGCUGACUCACGGAUGAGGGAGAAACAAGUCAUUUUAGGUUCGGGCAUCAAUUAUUGACUAUGAUUAUGAUUACUAUAUUUAUUUAUAUCUCCCUAGUCAGAUUCAGUCCUUUGACAUUCAUGCACCUAUCUAACGAUGGUUCAUUCAUUUAAAUGGGUCUUCUCUCACUGCCAAUGUAAACCAGCGAACGAAUAGAAAGAGAACCUGCUCAAGUGACGCUGCCACAAAAACCUCACACAUAAACCAAUUUUGAAAAAAGGAAAAAUAAUAUGUAAAUUUACCAGCCACUCUCUCCUCCCACCUCUCUUUCCCUUUCUAUCCUGUACUAGAUAGAGAAUUGUCUAACGUUGAACAUAACUCAGAGACUCUAUGAUCUCAAAAAGAGAGAGAGAAAGAGACAUUGCGCAUUCUUUUGUAAUUCAAGAAAAUAUUUAAUAAAAAUUAUUUCCAAAAGAAAAAAAAAGAAAUUAGUAAACUGCAACCCAGAAAUCCUGGCUGAUCAUCUCACUCAGAGCCUGCCCAGUCCUUUUGUAAGAUGCCUUGUACAUACUUGAUUAUGGGGGAAAGUGGGCUGUACAUCAUUAAAUAGAUGAAAUGUGCAUCAGCAUCCACAAACCACCUGUGCCUGUUUUGGCAGGUCAUAUUCCAUUCUGAACGCCACUUCGUCCCCCUCCCUCCUGAUGUUCACUGACGGAGUGAUGGAUCGAAGGUUGCAGGAAGACCAAGGACCAGGGGAUACUGGGCCCCUCACAAUCUUCUGCCAGAGCAUGCAGGUAAGGUUCAUCUGCACCUUUACCUGCCUCCAAGGCAGGCUGAAACACCAGAAGGGGGGAAAGGAAGGCUGGUUAUUUAUUAUACUAAGGUGUUGCUUUUUUAACCUCAUCCUCAGCCCUUAAGGAUCGCCAACUCACCUGGGCCACAGAAGAGGUGCCUUUUCGUUUGCCGACAUGGCGAAAGGAUGGACGUUGUGUUUGGAAAAUACUGGCUCUCACAGUGUUUUGAUGCCAAAGGUGAGUUUGUUUCUAUCACAGUGUUUUACUUUUUUUAUUGGGAGACAUCCAAUGCCAUCAGAGCAGACAUUAGUUCACUGGGAAUAGAGGAGGAAUCUGCACAGCGUGGUGUAGUGGUUAAGAGCGGUGGAUUCAUAAUCUGGUGAACUGGGUUCGCUUCCCCGCUCCUCCACAUGCAGCUGCUGGGUGACCUUGGGCUAGUCACGCUUCUCUGAAGUCUCUCAGCCUCACUCACCUCACAGAGUGUUUGUUGUGGUGGAGGAAGGGAAAGGAGAUUGUUAGCCACUUUGAAACUCCUCAGGGUAGUGAUAAAGCAGGAUAUCAAAUCCAAACUCCUCCUCCACUACUGAAAUUUCAAAGUGGACUCCACAGAUCCAGUCAGACCAAUCUUCGUCUUCAGAAUCUACCGUCUGGUAGAUUCCAUUACAAGUUCAAGGGAUGCACACUGCCUCCAUUCCCCACACCCAUAUUUUUUUCUUUUAAAGUUGUAGAGUAGGGUGUUUGCUUUUCAGUUGCCCCCCAACCCAAGUGGCUGAUACAUAGGGCUUUUGACCUCUGCACACUUCAAUUGCAUAGAGAGCAGCUCUGCUUGGGAACAACAAGACAUAUUGACAUUCUCUCACUCUCAGGAGGAACUGUAUUGGGGUGGGGAUCUAGCUGCCCUCAAGUAAACACCUUGGGACUCCCUUCUGCAGGAUCUUCUCCCUCUCUGGAACGUCACACAAUCUUCCAAAUGUUUUGUUGCCUCUCUUGGGUGGCUGGGGGAACUCACAUUACAAUUUGAGAACUGCUACCUGAAGGACAUGAGCUUGGGGGAAUCACCUAAAUUUUUGCCUCCUUGCUCUCUGUGUCUCCUGACAGGAAGGUACAUGCGGACAAACCUGAAUAUGCCUCACAGCCUACCUCAACGGAGUGGUGGUUUCAGGGAUUAUGAAAAGGAUGCCCCCAUCACCGUGUUUGGCUGCACUCAAGCACGGCUUGUGGGUAAGCUCCCCACUUGGGGAACAGUAUUUUUCUUUUUCUAUUAGAGGUGGCGCUGUGGUCUAAACCACUGAGCCUCUUGGGCUUGCCGAUCAGAAGGUCGGCAGUUCGAAUCCCCGCAAGGGGGUGAGCUCCCGUUUCUCAGUCCCAGCUCCUGCCAACCUAGCAGUUCGAAAGCACGUCAGAGUGGAAGUAGAUAGAUAGGUACUGCUCCGGCAGGAAGGUAAACGGCUUUUCCGUGCGCUGCUCUGGUUUCGCCUUGAGAGUUUUGGGUCCUAGUCUCUCUUGCUCUCUUAACGGAUCCUUGUCUGUCAAACAUCCAGCCACAACAUGAACAGUUAUAGCACAUCGACCACGAUAGUAAUAAUAAUAAAAUCAGGCCUGCUUGCUCUGUCUUGCAACUCUUCCAAAACUACUCUGGCUCUUGGGCAUUAGGGGACGAGAGGGACCAAUGGAGGGGUGGCUUUUCCUACUUGCCAUCACCUUGAAUUAAAGUGCAUUAGGCCCACUGCAAAGAAGCCAUUAUGAGCUGGAAAUCAGAGAUGUCUCAGAGUCUAGAUUUUCUAGGUUAAGAAAUAUGAGCCUCAGGGGCUGGUCAUGCUCACCUCAAAUUACAACUUCCCAAUUCUUCUUCUGGCUCAGAUUUCGUUCUCAGUGAAAGAAAAACCCCAUUCCUCACCAUGUUCCUCCUGCUCACCUCUUCCCAUGAUCCUCUACUCCUGGGGUAGCCAGUGUGGCGCCUUACAGGUGGUGCUGCACUAUGAGUCCCGUUAUCCCUGGCUGUCGGCCAUGCCGACUAGGAGUGGAGACCCAACAAGAUCUGGAGGACCACCCCGUUAGUUGUGCUUGACUGCUAGUGUGCCUGGGUGCAAAAGGGGGGGAGCUCCUGCACUUUUAAUAGCUUUGUAAAAAAAGAGAAUUUCAUUUUUAAAAAAUAUUUUUUUAAUUAGAUUUUCACAUUUUUAUACACUUUAUCUCUAACCAAUUCAAACAUUAGAUUACAAGGUUCUCUGAACCUUCAGACUUCCUUCCCUCCCUCCCAUUGAUUGUUAUAUUAAAAGGUUAAGUUUUCUGCAUCUUAUGCUUUGUCCAACUAUUCUAUAUCUCUGAUUAUCAUAAUCAAUUUCACAUUACAAAUGUCAUUACGCUACCAAUAAUUUUAACUUUUUAAAGUGGUUUUUUAAAAAAAUAAACUACAAUUUUACUCCAGUCUCUAGCAAAUACUUGAUCCUCUUGGUUUCUGAUCUUCCCCGUCAGUUUCACACUUUCCGCAUAUUCCAUCAAUUUCGUCUGCCAUUUUUCCUUUGUUAGUAGUUCUUCUUCUUUCCAUUUUUGAGUUAGUAGCAUUCUCGCUGCCAUCAUUACAUAGAUAAAAAGUCUUUCUUUUAGGUUUAAUAGGUGAAGAAAUACCAAGAGAGGAUAAAAGACUUUUUAAAAAAGAUAAUUUCAGCUCAGAUGACAAACUACAUUUGGCGAAAUGCCCUCUUCUAUUAAAUGUGCAGGUGACCUGCCCUUUGUUUUUGCAUCUAGUCACACUAGCAGCGGAAGCUGGGAUUUCAGCUGGUGCAGCUUGCUAUACAAGCUGAAGUUCUUUACACAACGUAUAGUUAAACUGUGGAACUCACUGCCACAGGAGGCAGUGAUGGCCAGUAAUGUGGAUGGAUUUAAAAGAGGAUUGGGCAAAGUCAUGGAGGAGAAGGGCUAUCAGUGGCUACGAGCCACAACGGCUAUGCUCUGUCUCUGCUGCCAGAGGCAGUAAUGGUUCUGAAAAAGCAGUUGCUGGAAACCACAAGAGGGGAAAGGGCUCUUGUGCUUUGGUCCUUUUUGCAGGUUUCCCACAGGCAUCGGGUUGGCCGCUGUAAGAACUAGAUGAGGCUCUCCACAUGCUCUUAUGUUCAGAGAAAUUAUUUCCUUUACACUGACAUCGUUUGCACUUGGGCACCCUGUCUAUUGUUGUAAGUCAUUAUCUGGCAGGGAACCAAUUUUGUAUUGGCUCUGAACCAAAUACUCCAAGUGUGGUGAAGGGGAGAGAAGAGAAAGAGGUGGAAAACACGGCUAUUCCUGCCAAAGGUUAAUCUUAUUCAGCAGCAGCAGCCAUUGGGAGAAUGGACCCAGGGGUGUAGAAAGGGUGUGUGCGGGGUGUGCAGUCCGCCCUGGGUGUCAUCCUUGAGGGGGUGACAAAAUGGCACACCGUGGGGGGGGCACUUACCGCGGGGCCUGGCCUGCAUGUGUCUCUCCUGGGAGUGACACGGUGACUCGUGGCCCCGCACUGCCCAAAACAGCAGCGUGGGGCUUGUGUCUGCCAGGCGGACUCCGUGGGCAGCUCGCCGUGGCACACCCCCCAUGGGUGGAUCUCUGCUGCACCCCUGUGCGCGGAUUACCAUCGCAGCCCCAUGGGCGAAUCGCCCCGCCCCCACCACUCUGGUUCCGGAGCAGCUAGCUACGCCCCUGAAUGGACCUUGAGCCUAGGAUUGUUGCCAGUCUCUUUGGUUGGUUGGUUUAAGCCAGGCUUUGCAACCCUGGUGCUCUAAAGAGGUUUUGGGCUUCAAACCCCUCAGCCCCAGCCAGCACGUAGUCAAGCAUAUUUAGAGGGCACCAGGUUGGCAAAGGCUGGUUUAGACAGAGAGCUGUUGCAAUUUUCCUACAUUCUGCAUGUGCGCAGCAGUUUCCAAGGCUUGCCUGGUGGCCCUGCUGCCUUUCUGUGCUGCCAUUUGUGCCAGUUCCUGUGCGAGACGAGCAGCAGCCAUUGUCGGGGUGACUUUGGAGGUGACGACUUAAGCUGUGAUCUCUAUUUGCACAUAACUGUCAGCUCAGCAGCGAAAACACAUUUGGCUGCAAAUCCAUGAGCUGCUGUAGUGACACAUCGAUUUGAGUGCCUGUUUGAGAAACGAACGAGUCGCUGGGGAAGCUUCCCAAUGCUGAGAUUCUCCAAGCACUGCGUGAGAAGGCCGGCUCCUUGCUUCUCCCAUGCAAAAUAUCUCGGGGAAGCAAGACAUUCGACACCUAGUCAUACAGCAGGGGACAAAGCAUUAUUUUAGCACGUGUGGAAUUGUUGGCUGUGACUAUCACUCACAAUCCUGAGAGUUGCCUGCUUUCUCACAGGAAACUGUGGGCAGUCCAGUUACCCAUCUCUGUGUGUAGAAGCCUCAGGACCUUAUUGUGAGCACAAUAGAAUUGUUGCUCUGGUAUCAUUAUUAUUAAAUUCAUUGUUCCGCCUUUCACCAUCAGGUUACGACCAUUUAAAAUUCAGUCUUAUAAAACAGUUAAAACCGAGUACAGUUUCAGGAAGAGGGUGAUACCCUGAAAAUGUGCAUCUCAGGUGUCAAAGGUCAGGGUAAUAAUUAGAUGCAGAAAGAAAUGUUCCUGUCUAGAAAUGUUUGAUUUAAGUGGCAUGAUGUUGAUAUAAGUUGUGCUGCAUUUGCAAUAGGAGGGUGUGUGUUCAGGAGAGAGUCUCUUGAGAAGGUAGGAAGGGGGCAGGCUCCAGCCACGCCCCUCUAAACUGGCCUGCUAGGGAGUCUUCAUGUUGCUAGAGGACCUCUCCUUUAUCCGUGGGUUGGCAAUCAGAAGUUGUGGGGAGAAAAAUCAAGGCAGUAGAUUUGGCACCAGUUAGGAAUCCUUAUGGCUUGGAUCAGGACGGUCCUACUUUUCAUACCGAGAGGGCCACACACUGCCUUGUCGCGCAGGAUGAGGCACAAGACCAAGAUUUGGCACCCCCUUCCCAUGUUCCCAAAGGCAGCUAAGCAAGGCACCAGGCUUUGGGAUGGAGGCAUGAGGCUCUGGCAGGGUCCUAGAGCCCUCCCAUCUCCUUCCCGAAGCUGGGAAAGUGCAAACUAGGCUUUGGGAAGGAGGUAGGAGGACUCUAGAACCAUGUCAGAGCCCUCACACCUCCUUCCCAAAGCCCAGCACCUCCCUUACCUGGCUUUGGGAAGGCAGGGCAAGGGCUGCAGGGGGCAUCAAAUGUUUCCAAGGGCCUCCAAAUAAGCCCUCAAGCAUGUGUUGGAGUGCCCUGCCUUAGAUUGAGAGAGGAUGAAUCAAUUGAUUUAAUUGACCAAAAGUACAAAGUUGCCUUAUGCCAGACUAGACAAGUCUGUCCAUUUAGUUCAAUAUUGUCAUCUCUGGCAUAGUCCUGACACAGACCCGACUCGCUUGGAAGGUGGUGGACUCUCCUUCCUUGGAGGUUUUUAAGCAGGGGUUGAAUGGCCAUCUGUCAUGGAUGUUUUAGCUGAGAUUCAUACAUUGCAGGGGGUUGGACUAGAUGACCCGGGGGACCCUUCCAGCUCCAUUAUUCUAACCCACUACCUAAUAUUUUUUAACUGUCAGUGCGGGGAAUUCAACUUUGGACCUUCUGUGUGCAAAGGAUAAGCUACAAUCUUUCUUUCUUAUAAGAGAAAUAACUGAUUGCAACAACAGCAAUAUACGGACAAACUAUUUUCCUAUUUUAUUAAGCGUUCUCUAAACACAAGCAUUCCUUAAAAUGAUGAACGGAUAGUCUCCCUGAAGCCCACCCCAUUGUUUUGUUAGUUUCAGUGGGCUGCCGGAAGAGGACAAUUGCAGCCAGAAGUGUUCCCAGCUUACAGCUGGGAUGCUCAAAUAAUAUCUGCCCUGUAUUCAUACAGAGUGCAAGAUUCUUUACUUAAAGCAGAUGGGAAGUCACAGUGAAAUCUGCCAGUUUUUUCUACCAGAAUCCUAAGAGUUGGAAAGUGCAAUGUGGCUGCCCCCUGCAGGUGGAAAAUGAGUCUUGCUUCGCCACCAAACUGCUGUGUUUGUUUCAAGACUGAAAUGGUUAUCUGCCAGAUAUCGAAGGAACUGCUGUGGCCCCAGCAGCAAAAGCCCUGCUUUAAACAGGAAACGACUAUUGAUCAGGAGCAAACUGACCCAGAGCAAUAAUAAUAAUAGCUGGCUAAGAAUAGAUGAACAAAAGACGAGCCUGCUGGGUCAAGCUGAUGGCCCAUCUCAUCCAGCCUCCUGUUCUCACAGUGGCCAGCCAGAUGGCCAUAGGAAACCAGCAAGCAGGAGCCGGGACAGUAUGGUGUAGUGGUUAGAGAGCUGGAGCAGGAGCUGGGAGAACAAGGUUCAAAUCCCCACUCUUGCCAUGAAGCUCACUGCAUGACCUCUCGACCUAACCUACUCCUCAGGGUUGUUGUGAGGGUAAAAUGGGAAGGAAGAACACUAUGUACACCACCUUGAGUUUGGGAGAAAGAAGGUGGGAUAGUUAGAAAGAAAGAAUCUGUAGCAUUAUAAUCAGGAAAACUGAUGCAAUAUUCUCCAGGUCUGAAUGCACUCUUAUUUUGAGCAUGUGUCUUCAAACAGGUGAGGCCCUCCUUGAAAGUAACACAGUCAUCCACCACAUCUACUGUUCCCCGUCACUGCGCUGCGUACAGACUGCACACUAUAUUUUGAAAGGUAAGAAGAUGGCAACAAGGUAGCUGGAUUAAAUAAUAAUCAUAUUUUUAUUAUUUUUAUUAUUUAUACCCCACUCAUCCAGUUGGGUGUCCCCAGCCACUCCGGGCAUAUAUAUAACAGCAUACUAAAACAUCAGACAUUAAAAACUUCCUGAUACAGGGCUGCCUUCAUGCUUUGUUCAUAUUGUCUUCCUUCCUUCCUUCCUUCCUUCCUUCCUUCCUUCCUUCCUUCGAAACUCCGGUGGUCCUUUCUGCAAACAGGGGUGAUGUCUCAUUUUGAUAGCCAUAACUAGGCGGGGGGGGGAGGAAUUUAUAUGCAAGGGGAGGCACAGAUGCCCUGGAGUGAAAAUCCCCCCCCCCAAAAAAAACCCCUAUAGCUGAACAAAACCUACAGCCACUUUGCAUACCUGCAGCUUCUGAUGCUCCAUCCCCCAAAGGGGAUGAAAAAUAGUGGAUUUUUAGUUAAGGGCUCCCAAAAUAUUUGCAAAAUCAGGAAUGAGAAAAUGCCUUGGAGUGUUCUAUUUAUGUCCCUGUCCCGGACUUGUAAUGUGUUUCUUAUUCAGAGCGCCCCAUUUUUUACCUUUCAACUCCCAGGCUUGCAGCAGGAAAAUAAUCUGAAGAUUCGUGUAGAGCCGGGCUUAUUCGAGUGGACGAAAUGGGUCGCUGGGAGCUCCCUGCCUGCCUGGAUACCUCCAGUGGACUUAGCGGCAGCCAGUUUGAGUGUGGAUACAACUUAUAGGUAAGAGAAGCCAAUGUGGUGCAUUUUUUGUUUGUUUGGGACCUUGUGAAGCUGGAACACAGGGAGCUUGUGUUCCUCUACCCCAGCCUUACCCAGACUAAUGCCUUCCAAAUGUUUUGGACUACAACUCCCAUCAUCCCAGACCAUGGCCCAUUCUGGCGGGGGUUGGUGAGAGGUGAUCUGGAGAAUUUCUCCCCUUUUUGAUGGGAAAGAACCGUGGCUCAGUGGUAGUAGAAUGCAUGUGAGUGCCUGGAGGUGGUUGGAGGAUGGAUGGCAGCUAACAAAUUGAGGUUGAAUCCUGACAAGACAGAAGUACUGUUUUUGGGGGACAGGGUAUGGGGGACUCCCUGGUCCUGAAUGGGGUAACUUUCCCCUUGAAGGACCAGGUGCGCAGCCUGGGAGUCAUUUUGUACUCACAGCUGUCCAUGGAGGCGCAGGUUAAUUCUGUGUCCAGGGCGGCUGUCUACCAGCUCCAUCUGGUACGCAGGCUGAGACCCUACCUGCCUGCAGAUUGUCUCACCAGAGUGGUGCAUGCUCUAGGUAUCUCCCGCUUGGACUACUGCAACGCGCUCUACAUGGGGCUACCUUUGAAGGUGACCCAGAAACUGCAACUAAUCCAGAGUGCGGCAGCUAGACUGGUGACUGGGAGUGGCCACCGGAACCACAUAACACCGGUUCUGAGAGAUCUGCGUUGGCUCCCAGUACGUUUCCGAGCACAAUUCAAAGUGUUGGUGCUGACCUUUAAAGCCCUAAACGGCCUCAGUCCUGUAUACCUGAAGGAGCGUCUCCACCCCCACCAUUCAGCUCGGACACUGAGAUCCAGUGCCAAGGGCCUUCUGGAGGUUCCCUCACUGCGAGAAGUGAGGUUACGGGGAACCAGACAGAGGGCCUUCUCGGUAGUGGCGCCCACCCUGUGGAACACCCACCCUUCAGAUGUGAAGAAAAUAAGCAGCUAUCCUAUCUUUAAAGGACAUCUGAAGGCAGCCCUGUUCAGGGAAGUUUUUAAUAUCUAACGCUGUACUGUUUUUAACACUUGAUUGGGAGCCGCCCAGAGUGGCUGGGGAAACUCAGCCAGAUGGGCAGGGUAUAAAUAAUAAAUUAUUAUUAUUAUGCUUUGAAUGAAGAAGAUCCACAGUUCAAUCCUGGCCAUCUCCCAAGUAGGGAUGGACAAGCUCCCAUCUGAAAUCCUGACAAGCCACUACCAGUCAAGGUAGACAUAGUGCUGACAUGAUCGGCCAAUAAUCUGUCGGAGUACAGGGCAGUUUCCUGUGUAGUUCAAAACUUCUGGUUUUUUUUCUUUUUCUUUCUUUGUUUUUUUAAUGAUAUUUAUUAAGCAUUUUAAAGUUACAGAAGAGACAAAGAGACAAAGAGGGGGGAAAAGGAAAAAAAACAAGGGAAAAGCAAACAGCAGUCAAACAGUACAAAUCAAUAAAAGUCAAAAAGAACAAAAACAAAACACAUCAAAAUCCAAAAAACAAAGGUAAACCACAUUUAAAAACAAAUCCAAUAUUCCCAAAUCCUUAACUGUCAUUGCCUUAUUUCAUCGACCUCCUCACACCUCCCUUUUUUGUAUUCCAGUUAUUAAUUAUAACAGCAAAUCCUUCCCAUUUUUCAUAAUAUUCUGUCAUUAAAUUACCUUAAUCUAUUUUAACCUGUCUUACUAUAAAAAACCCUAAAACUUAAAGCUUAAAUCUUAUUUAUACCAAUUUCUCAUAACCAUAACAUAUUCUUGCAUAGUUCUUUUUAACAUUUCUGCUAGAGCCAAAUAGUUUCGUUCCAACAUUUUUCUAAUACUCAUUAAUUUUGGAAAACAAUCCUAAAUAAUUUUUUAAAAAAAACUUUCUUCCAAUCUUCAUCCAACGUCUCUUCCUCCUGGUCCCGGGUUUUGUCAGUCCUUUCUGUCCCAUCCAUCUAGUUCAUUAACCUGGUAAUCUUAUGUCCGAGGCCCUUAAGUCUCUUCCAUGUCCCUUCCGCAGAUCUUCUUCAUAUUUAUACCUGUACUUUACUUUGUCUCCUGGUCCUUUCACUCGUGGAAACUCCAACUUGACAGUAUUUUUGUCCCUUCUUGACAGAUCAGCCCCUUUUCCAUAGUCCACACUGAACUCCAUGUAGUAUUUAAAAGCAUGUUUCAAGGUCCCUCCAGAGUUGAGGACCCCCACAACCCCAAACUCCUCACGGCCCAAUGCCAGACUUGAAAAGUCAAGACAUCCCUGCAUAGGGGGGGUCUAUCCAGCCCCCCAUCUCCAAGCCCAACAAAACUCUAUCUCUCCAAAUCUGGCUUUUUCCAAGUUCAUUUGUCAAAUCCAACAACUCAUGUUCCUGCUGGGCCACAGCUCCCUCCAUCUCUGCCACCCGAGGUCCAACAACAAUCUCCUCCCUCAUCUGAUCUGUCAGAGCACACUCCUGAGUUGAUUCCUGGGUGGGUUCUAUAUAGGUACCCACUACGUGUCCAAAAUUUCUAAUCGCAACAGUCAUCAAAUCCGUCUUCUCAUGUAGCUGUUCCAAUAAAGCACUUGUCUUACAGAAGGCACGCACCAGAGCCUCUGAAUACACAUUGUUAUGCAAGGUCAGAAGUCUGUUCCCACGAUCUUAAUCUGUUUGCAGCUGCGAAGCUCCCCAGUUCAAGUUUAAUAACAGUUUCACAAGCUCCCUCUAGGGGGAGAACUUCUAUUUGUAUCAAUCUCUUUUCUUUUCUUUUUUUUACCAGCAGAUCUAACAACAAAGUUUCCUUUUUUCAGAUAUUUUGUCAGUAUUUGUUCCUUUAAAAUGCGAAAGAGAACAAUGGAAUCACUAUGUUUCUCUUCUUUUAACUGUAUGUCAAAAACAUUUGUCUAUAGUCAAUGAACUUUCCAAAAACGUCUGUCCUGACACCCCGCUCCCAGGUUCAAGACGGUGGAAAAUUACUUUUCUUUACACUCUCUCCUGCAAGUUUAAACAAUCCGGGAAAAAUCCCCCCUCUUCUCCUACUUCCGAAGGGGGUUCAGUAGUUUUAGAUGAUGAAAGCUGAUCCUUUACAAAUGAUUUUCUGAACUCUAGUUUGCCAUGUCUUUGCUUUAAUCUAUCUACAAGAAACGGAAGGCUGACUUCCUGUUUAGACCUUCCCGCUUCAGUGCCAAAUUAAGAAGAAUUUCCUAAUCCAAAUUUUCCCUUCUACUCACAGAUCGUUGUUUAAAGUCCAAUUGUCCAAAUUUGAUCUGCUCACGGGUAGUUGUUUUUGUAACCAAAUUGUCCCAGGAAAAAGGUAGCGCUCUCCGGCAACGGCUGUGCGGCUUCGCUCCACGGAAGAAGCAGUUGACUCUCAGCACCGCUGAGGGUCACUAGCCCCUCUUCGCUCUGGAGCCCAUAGUUGGGUUCCUUUACGGAUUGGGGGGGCGCGAAAGGUGCCCGCCGAGUCCCAUGGUCACAGGCUUCCUCCGCCUGUGAUUUUUUGAAGGGUCCCCGCUUCGCCGUAGCGGAACAGACCCGUUUUCCGUGGAGCCAGUCCCUCCGGAUCAGAGGGAGUCCGCCAUUACCGAUGGCGCCACCCCGGAAGUCUGUAGUUCAAAACUUCUGGAGGAGGGCAACAGGUUGAGGGUAAUGGUUCUGCACGCUGAAAAGUCCAACCAGUUCAUCCGUGGUACAUUUAAUCAGCAGCCUACUCAGGCCAAUGGGAUUUACGGCAGGAAAGAGGCGACUGCCAGGGAGCUGAACUGAAGCAUGGAAGGUGAUGCUCUGUAAGCAUCUCUGCAUCUGGAGAAUGAAUAUGGGUUAGGGAGCCAGACAGAUGUUUUGCAAGAGGAGGGGGGAGGCAUGAUGCCUAAAGUAAAAGGCAGAGAGCAAGCUCCUCAUGUUAGGAGCCAAAUGAGUCAUGAGCUGUAGUUUGUGGCCAUUUGGAGGAAAGGAAUAGAAGAAGAAGAAGAAGAAGAAGAAGAAGAAGAAGAAGAAGAAGAAGAAGAAGAAUGCGAUCAAACAUUAAAAACUUCCCUAAACAGGGCUGCCUUCAGAUGAUAACUGGUAUUAAUUGAUAACUGGCAUUGAUAACUGGUAUCCAUCUGUGAUGGAAGAGCAUAGCCGCUGUGGCUAGUAGCCAUGUUGAACUAUAGAAUGCUAGAUAUGUUUAUGUAAAAUGUUUUAGACCACAGAUACAUGUGGAAGGGGACCCCCGGUCAUCUAGUCCAACCCCCUGCAAUCUAGGAAUCUCAGCCAAAGCACCCAUGACAGAUGGCCAUCCAACCUCUGCUUAAAAACCUCCAAGGAAGGAGAGUCCACCACCUUCUGAGGGAGACCGUUCCUGUGUGUGUGUGUGUGUGUGUGUGUGUGUGUAUGUGUGUGUAUGUUUGGGUGUGUGUUUGCGCUCCAUGAACACAUGGUAGAAGCCUAGCCAUUUUUAUUCUGGAAAAGAGUUCGGCUUCCUUCUAGCUUUUUCUUCUCAUCCCAACCAUCUUGCAUUUGAAGAAGUGGAGGCUGAGUGGGAGGAUCCCUAGGAUUGUCGUUGGGUUUGUUGAAUUCAUGCGGAGGUGGAAGGUUGGAUCCUGGCCUCCCCCAAUCCCACAAGGCAUUAUUACAGGUGGACAGGCCACCUCCUCCUCUUCUGCUUCUCCUCUCCCACUCCUGCUUUUCUUCUACACUUAUAUUUUUCUGUCCACAGACCUCAUAUACCGGUGAGCAAAUUAGGCAUUUCAGAGUCAUACGAUACAUACAUCAGCAGAAGCUACCAAGUAACAAAAGAGAUCCUAAGUGAAUGCAAAGCCAAAGGCAAGUAAAACCCCACCUUGCAGUCCAGGAUUUGCUCACUUCAGUUGGGCUAACUCCCAAGCCAGGGGUGUACAGAAUUGCAUCCUCAAGAAGUCGCUUUGUGGCGUCACGUAUACAUCUAAGGGAGGUUGAAAGGAUCAUACAGCUAAACCACAGAAAGCAGCAGGGAGUGUCCCCAAGGUGGAGUGAGAGAUUCAUUCUCUCUAAUUCCAAUGGUCAGAGCAUCAUUGCUCAUGUAACCAAAUUGCAGCAUUCAUGCACAACAGGGGAGGUAUAAGCUGCUUUUGGUGAACUGCAAGAUUUGUAGUAAUAUAUAUAUAUAUAUAUAUAUAUAUAUAUAUAUAUAUAUAUCCUAAGAAAAAUUCAAAGGGACCCAAAAAAAAGCCAGCCCAGUAAUCCAGUAAUGGCUGAGCAUGCUCAGUGAGCAUGGAAUGCUCCUUGACUGGCGUACUGGGGAAAUUGAAAAGGGGCAGGGAAUGGAAUGGAAUGGAAUCGCAGCAGCAUUUUGUUGAAGGCCCCAAUUGUCUGUAUUAAAAGUAAUCCCAAGAGCAUUUUUGCAGCUACCUAAUGAUGAAUGUGCAUGUGUAAAUUGGCCUUUUUUGCUAGCCCUGCUAAGGCCUUUUUGCCCUUCACACAUUUAAGAACAGAAGAGUCGUGCUGGAUCAGGCCAGUGACUCAUCUCGUCCAGCGUCCAUUUCUCACUAUGGCCAACCAGAUGCUUGCCAGAUACACUCAGGACCCAAGCACAAGAGCACCCUCCCCUCCUAUGUCGUCCAGCAACUGGUAUUCGGAAGCAUUCCUGCCUCUGAAUGUGGACGAAACAAAAUAAAAAAAACACCUUCCAGUAGCACCUUAGAGACCAACUAAGUUUGUUAUUGGUAUGAGCUUUCGUGUGCAUGCACGAAAUGGGACACGGAUGCCACUGUGGGUUAAACCACAGAGCCUAGGACUUGCCAAUCAGAAGGUCGGCGGUUUGAAUCCCCGCAACGGGGUGAGCUCCCGUUGCUUGGUCCCUGCUCCUGCCAACCUAGCAGUUCGAAAGCAUGUCAAAGUGCAAGUAGAUAAAUAGGUACCGCUCCGGCGGGAAAGUAAACAGUGUUUCUGUGCACUGCUCUGGUUCGCCAGAAGCGGCUUAGUCAUGCUGGCCACAUGACCCGGAAGCUGUACGCCGGCUCCCUUGGCCAAUAAAGCGAGAUGAGCGCCGCAACCCCAGAGUCGGCCACGACUGGACCUAAUGGUCAGGGGUCCCUUUACCUUUACCUAAGGUGCUACUGGAAGGAUUUUUUUUAUUUUGUUUCCACUACGGCAGACCAACAUGGCUACCUACCUGUAACUAGAACUCUGAAUGUGGAGGCAGAGCAUAGCCAUUGUGUCUAGUAGCCAUCGAGAGCUUUCUCCUCCAUGAAUUUGCCUACUAGACAUGAUGGCCACCCAAGUUGGCAGCACAUCACUGCAGAAGCACAUAACUGAGUGGAGGUCAUGUGAGGAGGUGUGGGGAGGAAGCCCUGCGCCCUCAAAUACAUGACCCCCCUUUACUUACAACUCUCCACGAGUGAGAGGGUCAACCUCUGAAAGCAGGAAGCCCCCUUGGCUCACGGGAGCUCCUUGUCCAAUUCGGAACCCCAUUUAGAAGGUGAUUUCAAGGAGUGAAAAUAGUCGAAAGGGGGGAGGGUUAAGCACUCUACCCUUCCCACCACUUCCCCAUUCGAAAUCACAGGCUCCUGAGGUUGGUUUUGCAUUAUAAACUUCAUCACAAACAGGUGGCUGUGAUGUGUCAAUUUCUUUAUGUUCUCUCCCUGCAGGGAAUAACAUUUUGAUAGUGGCCCAUGCAUCCUCCCUGGAAGCUUGUACUUGCCAACUGCAAGGACUGUCUCCUCAGAAUUCCAAGGACUUUGUACAGAUGGUCAGAAAGGUAAUGGGAACCCACCACUAAUGGAAAGAUCUUUAGAUGUAUAGCAAGGGGGGCCCUCUGUUGCCCCCAAGUGAAAAAUCUUCCAAGUUCAGUUGUACUCUGGAAGUCGAACGGAAUCCGUUCCGGAAGUUCGUUUGACUUCCAAAGCGUUCAGAAACCAAAGUGCAGCUUCCGAUUGGCUGCAGGAAGCUGUGGAAGCCCUGUCGGACGUCCGGCUUCCAAAAGAAUGUUUGAAAACCGGAACACUCACUUCCAGGUUUUGAUCAUUUGGGAGCCGAUCUGUUCGGGAGCCAAGGCAUUUGAGAUCCAAGGUCCGACUGUACAAAGAUCAUCGUAUCCCAUUGUCUGAGCUCCAGAAGGCUGGAGAAUUAAUGGCUGUGUUCCAUUUUUGUGACUUUUCCCCUAGCUGUAUAUGUAUAUUUGAGCUUUUGCAUGGCAUAAAAGACACUUCUGCAAGUUUAAUGCUCAUUUCUGAGUUAUUUGCUUCCAGAAAAAGAAUCUGUUUGCAAAUAAUAUGGAAUUGAAUGCUAAUUCCGUGCUGCAUACAGUGGUUCUCAACCUGUGGGUCCCCAGAUGUUGUUGGACUACAACUCCCAUCAUCCCUGAGCUCUGGCCUUGCUAGCUAGGGGGAUGGGAGUUGUAGUUCAACAACAUCUGGGGACCCACAGGUUGAGAAAUGCUGCACUAUAAUAAUUAUUCCGCUGUAGUUUCCCUCUCCUCUCUCCCACUCCUUCUGGUUUUUAAUCCAUCUCUUUUAUGAACCACAGAUUCCAUACUUGGGUUUCUGUUGCUGUGAAGAACUUGGAGAGACGGGUCUCUGGCAACUUACUGACCCACCCAUCCUCCCUCUCACUCAUGGACCAACCGGCGGCUUUAACUGGAGAGAAACUUUGCUACAAGAAUAAGAGCUGGCCUUUCAAAAGACUGGAGAAUGUCUCAUGUAUUGGAACUCUUCCCCCUCUCCCCCUUCUAAUUACUGAUGAUGGAGAAAAUUACUCAUAACCUUUUAGAUGGAUUUUAAAAAAUAACACUCUAGCAUAUCUUCCACAGAGUGGCAUUCGUGCGUCUAGAAAAAUAGCUCAAUAUAGACGUAUGCUUGGAUUGUGGAACAAUAUAUGUGUACUCAAACACUCUCUCGUUCUCUCUUCAGGCUUCUGUCCAGCAGAAAUGUCUUUGUGACGUAAGCUACUGAGCUUUAAUAUAUAAUUUUUUUUUUAAAAAAAUGAAUUAAGCUCCAGGGAGGAGAACCAGUUUUCACUGCCUUCUGUAUAACGUUAGUGACAAUUAGGACUGUGUUCUAAAUUGUGGACUUCUCUGUUUUGUUGUUUGUUAGAUUUUUAAUUUUUCACAGGAUUGACCUUUGCCGUUUCAUUCCGAGCCAUUUUGGGUAAAGUACACCCCACACCGUAUUUUGCUAAGUUAUUCUAUGUGCCACAUCUACAUUCCUCAAGAUUCCCCCCAAAACAUGUGACAGAAGGAAGUGGAAUGGCUCCCCCGAUCAGAACUAGUGUAGAAUUAUGUGCCUCAGGGGUUUGGUUUUUUUGUGUGUGUUUAAAAAAAACGUGCAGUUGAAUGAAAAAUGUGUAGUUGGAAAGCUGAUGAUGUGUACUUGGAAAAUGGGGUGAAAGCAGGACACAUUAGGUGUAUGUGUUUCUUAAGCAUUUGAAUGACAGGCGCUGUCAAGGAAAGUGUGUGCGCACAAAUUACUUAAGGGUAGAAUGUGCUCAACUUCUGUUCUUAAACUGCCCAAACCACAUUACAUUUUCAUCAUUUGGGCCAGAAGCCCCUCUACUUCAUCUUCAGGCAGGUAACACUUUGUUGUAAAUGCCCUUAAGGUAUUCCUGGUUUUGCACCUUAGGCCUGUCUCGCACCCUAUGUUCCUUCUUCUGCACUUAAUGCAAAAUAGCUAGUCUGGUGUCCCACUCAGCCAAUGGUGGCUUAUUAUAAUGAAUGUAGGUAUAAGUUUUCUGUUUCCACAGAUGGUCAGGCCCUGCUUUUCCUUUUGAGCAUAGCACUUGCACGUACAAGCCCCUCAACAUUGGCAUUAUGAGAUCUGGCAGGCGAGGAUCGGAGCAGCUCUCUUGUAAUUUGGCGACCCUGCAGAGAAUUUGACCUUGUCCCUCAAAGCCUUGGAGAGCAUGCUGUCCACACACUUAAUGCCCAAUAUCGAAUCGGCGAAAAUAGUUUUGCUUUUUGCUUUCUUGGAGGAAAGCUACACAUAAUUUCCCUUCCCCCACCCCACCCCCAACACAAGAGACAGAGAGAGAACUUCAGAUGGGUGUGAGAAGCUGAGGAGAUCCACUUACUGAGCCAGUCCAGAGAACUACUAACUUAUUGAUUGCUUUUGGCUCGGCUCACUAAACCCCUCCAUCUCCUAAUCAGGUCUUUCAGAUUGGCCAGACCAGUCAAAGGACUGGACUGAGUCUGAAACGGACCAUCCAGAAACCCUCGGAAAAAGCUUCGUUGGCUAGCAACUUGAUUCUGCAGACAAUACAAAUUAUUCUGGCAGAGGGGGCCGAGUGGACCAUCCUGCCGUUUGCUAAACACAGCUGCCAAUUUGACUCUGCUUUUAAUCCACUGAGUUGCCUGGCUUGAAGGAGCAACUUCUGCAGGGUUUAUGGAUUCUCCAUUGUGGAAUUCAUGUUCAAAGCCCAAACACCAGUAGACAUGUCUUGUUUGAAGGUGUGUGUUUUUUCUGACAAUCUCUAGAUCAGUAUACAUUUCAGUAGAUCUGUUGAGAGUUCAGCAGACCUGAAAAUAUCAGAAUAGAUUCAGAAACCUGUGUGGAGAAACCACCACUGAUACAGGGUGAGCGCAAGGAGCCAAGUAUCCGUUGUGCUCACUUUUUUAACGUGGGGUGUCUGACGGGGAAUUUGUGCAAUCGGAGGAUCUGUUUUUUUUAAAAAAAAAUAGCAUAGCUAGUUUACUGCCACCAUUGGAGCAUUGUAAAUAUUUCAGAGAUCUUUGAAAUGAGCCCAAGGGAUCUUGGUGGGGACAGAAUUGUUAUGAGGAAGGACUCAUUCACACAUCGCUUUGGUCUCCCAGUACUUGGUAACUCUCAACAAGGUGGCCUUCUGUUUUGAGCAUCGUGUUUAGAGGUCAUAUGGAAGUUUCAUCUCUGGUGUUUGAACCUUGAUGGCUUUCUCACACAGGCAAAGUGUCUCUUGCGACAAACAUGCAUAUGCUCAGCAGUGCCGGCCAAGGCUGGUGGUGCGAACUCUGUUGGCAGGCCCCCUAAUGGGUCUGACAACUUCCCAUGUUUACAGAUUAUUUCCAUGUUUCCUUAUCUUUUGCACGAUGACCAGUCCCUUGGACAAGGGCUGUUAAGGGCAUGCCUCUCACCCACUUGCAUUUUUUACUUGCAAUAUGACGAUUCCUUUCUGUAACAGGCCCAAAUCCAAAUGCCACGCCAUUCCAGAGAAGCCACCUUUCGGACUCAUAGAGCCAAAAAAAGUAGAAAUGCAUGACCCCCCCCCCCAAAAAAAGGAGAGAGGACAAAAGUGGGCACUGAUUUGCAUAAUCUUUGUAUCUGUUUAUUUAUAUGUAUAGACACACAUUGAGAAAUAGAAAUUAAGUACAUCUCACCAUGGUGGGGAAGACUGUGACCAGGGGAUCUGGGUGCCUCCUCCAUCUCCUGUCCUGGUGCUAUCAGUAGAUGGGGAACUUCAAGGCCCCUCAGCUGCUCUCCCUUCUUAGCAUUCUUUAUCAUUAAACUGGAUUUGGACCGGACAGCCCUUCAAACAGAAGACUACACUCCAUAAAGUAGGAACAAAGGGCCACCCUAGCAGACAACCAGUUUUUAAAGUAAUGACCAGUAUUAGCCGAGAGUUUGUUGUUAUCGUUAUUGCUCAGGGCACACUCUCACAUUACCGUAGCCUAUAUUUUUGUGAAGUUUGCACUCCCAAACUUGCUGUGUAAGAAAACACUCUUGGCAAGUGAGCUCUGUCUUCAAAAGGACCACUGGGGUGCUUUAGUCAAGUCAGCAAAUCACAUUUAUCUGGGUUAGUCAUUGGUUUCAUCAGAUGUACCCUGGCAAGUGUGGAAGAGGGAGCUGUUGUGUACAUGUCAUCAAGCCCAGUGGCACCAUUUGGCAACCCUGGGAAGCUUCUGGGGGCCCAGUGCCCCACAAGGCCCACUACUGACACCUGCCAUGGGAAACUAUUAGACCUUUUUUUGCCCAGUUCCAGGCCACCAUUUUUAUGUUCCACAAUGCUCCCGUUGUAGAAACAUUCCAAGGCAUUAUGGGAAAUUAAAAUGGUGGCUUCCAGACACCCAGAUGUUGCCGGAAAGCUAUUGGACCAUUACAGCCACUGUCCUCAUUUGCUGCCAUUGCCAGGUAACCCCAGCAGGGGGCCUACCAGAGUGCGCCUUAAAGGAUCCCCUCAAACCUGGAGCCUUGACAAGCCUGUAGCUACACCUCAUAAUGUGAUUACCACAUGCAGUGAUCUCUAAGGAGCACCCAAAACAUUAUGGGAACCAGAAACUCUGUGAAAUAGGACUGCUGUUUACAUGAGGUAAUAUUACCAUAAGUUCUCCUGGAAGACAAACCCAAGUGCAUAGGAAAAAACUGAGUAACAAAUUCAGAUAAUGAAAGCUCUGUUUGUCAAAUGCUACCUGGAGUAUUACCCUGAAGUGACGGAUGUGUCAUUGAGAUUUGUUGACCAAAUUAUUUCUUUGAGGAACCACUAAUGUCAUUGAAAACCUUCUUUGAUGCAGGUGGCUCAAGGCAAUGGUGGAGAACCUGUAGGGCUCUGGUAGUUUUAGACUGCAACUUGCUUCAUCCCUGAGCCCCAAGAUCUCCAUUCCUAUGAUAAUUUAAAGCAGACUUUCCCAACCUGGUGUCACCUUGGACCACAGUUCUCAUUAGCUCUGCCCAACACGGCCAGUGCUCAGGAACAAUGGAAGUUAUAGUCAGUCAUACCUCCCAUCCGAAAGGCCACAGGUCCCCCCUACAUUUGCUGAUCUUUUUUAACCAAGCUGUUUGCUUUCUUUCAUUCCCUCAGCUUGCCACCCAUGCAUGCUUGCUUUUUUUAAAAAAAUUACACCCCCUGUGUAUACUGAUUGGGUGAUCUGAAUGAGUGGCAGACCAAUCAGCCAACAGCUUUGCCACACAGCCAGCUUCAGCUGGGAUUAAUUCAAGUCGCAUUUGAUCUCACAUACAGGACAGAAUCCGCUCCCAUAGGGAGCUUUUUCAAAGAGUGAACAGAAGGCGCUAAACUGAAACCAGAGUUGGCAGAAUGCUGUUUGAGUGCAAUAUGUAUAUUUCCUUAACUCGCAACGUGUACAUUUAACAUGUAAAAUGCCACAGGACAUUCUCAAAUGCAUUAUUUUUUACCAGGGAUGUAUAGUGAAAAGUCGGGGAGAUAAAAGUUACACGACAGCAGGAAAGCAAACUGUGUUGUUUGCAGUUGUUAUUAGCUGCUGGUAUUUUUGGGAAUACAUAUAUAUAUCUAUCUAUAUAUGCAUAUGUAAUUUAAACUAUUUUUGGCUAUGUACAGACAUUCUGAGGAUGAAUUGGUUUGUGGCUUCUUCAGAUCUGCUUUCUGAGGAAGAGUUUUAAUGAACUGAAUGACAAUCAUGACCAAAAUGUUGGUUACUGGUGUAUAUUUCAUUCUGGGGCGGGAUAGCUUGCCAGGGUGGGACAGUUGUUGUUCUUUGCACUGAUAGCUUGCGAGUCAUUAACUCUUAAUUAUGUACUGUACAAAAGUAUGUUUGAACAGCAUACAAUGGUCCAAAAUGCAUCAAGAUGCUGCCGCGAACGGAACAUUUUGUUCCCUGGUCUUGUCGGAAUGUUAUUGAUAACAUCAAACGAGACCCAUUCCCUGUGGAAUGAUUGGAUCAGUGCACAUUUUUGCUCUCUUUGCUAUUUAGGUUGCAGUCCUAUGCACACUUAACUUGGGAGUAGGCACCUCUGAAAAUCAUAGGAUUUACUUCUGGGGAAAGCAUGCAGAAGAGUGUGUAUUUUAAAAAGCCAAUUCAAUUCCAGAAAAUGGACAAAGAGGGAGGAAGACUAUUGUACAGUACAAAAGUAUAUUUUUGGAUGUUAAAGAUUUUUCUUUUCCUUCUCAGAUGUUGGGUUUCUAAAAAAAAACAACAAAAAAAACACCCAUACCACUGGCACUUCCAGUAUUUUCAGAGUGGAGAAAGAUUUUGCAUUAGAGGAAUUGGUGCUAAUAAGGCAACACACUUCCAAUUAUAGAAGCGCUUUACAAUACCAAGGGAAAACCUUUUGCCUCCUCCAGAAGAUUUCAUUAGGAUGCUUUAAAAAAAAAAAAAACAAGAAGAGGGAAAAUUGCUGCUUAUGUUUUGUGUUACUGCUCAUCUUCCAUGUUUUUGCCACUAGAAAAUUAUUGAUUUCAAUAAUAAUAAAAAGUAUUCCGUCUGAGUUUCUCACAAUCA
Molecule: messenger RNA, 77677 nt
Organism: Podarcis lilfordi (Lilford's wall lizard)
Lineage: Eukaryota; Metazoa; Chordata; Lepidosauria; Squamata; Lacertidae
Source: the annotation of a GenBank genome assembly